Podarcis lilfordi (Lilford's wall lizard) is the source of this 60846-nucleotide messenger RNA. Lineage: Eukaryota; Metazoa; Chordata; Lepidosauria; Squamata; Lacertidae. The record is from the annotation of a GenBank genome assembly.
AUGGCUAAAGCGAUUAGCGAAAGGUAUUCCAAGACACAUUUCCUGCAAGGAGGGAACUUCCUUUUCCUGCCUGCAUGGCAACAGACCUGCUUUUUAUCAGAUCAAAACUGUUUAUUUCCAAUUGAGGGAUGCAGACUCAAAGAAGUUUUCUUUCCCAUCCAAAAAGUCUUUGGCUGAGAUAAUGAAACAGCCCUUUAAAAACUGAGCGCAUUCUGGUAAAUUCAGUUGAUAUGUAUCAACCCACACAUUUGGGGAAACAGGAUAAGGGGAGUUUAGCAACCUAUUCUUAAAUAACUCUGCAGUGUCUGGAAAGGGUCUGUCCCCACAUCUUCUCAUAGCAGGACAUUUCAGAGGACUAUUCCAUUCUGGCCUUUUUAUUUCCACUCCUGUCGUGUCACUGGCAGCUUACGUAAAUUGACUAUUUGUCCUUUUUCUGCAUUCUGUCAAAAUUUGAAUUUUUCGACAUUUGAAAGCAACUUCAGAACAUGGUUUGAAAACAACAACCACCUCAGACUCUCAUACAUUCCAAUAAAUAUGCACACGGUCUUUAUUUUGUAUCGGAUAUACUCAGUGCUUUUUUCGGGGGGGAUGCAGGGGUACGCAUAACGCAAACAUUUUGUGAAUCUAAGUUUGGCCUCAUUGAGGGGCAGUAUUUCAAUAUGAGUAGGAAAAGGACAGUACCCCUAAACAUUUUUUUAGGAAAAAAAGCACUGGAUAUACUGAUUUAAUACAAGCGGCACACAACAGAACAUGCUAGUCCAGUUAUUGAGAUAAAUGUGCAGUCAAAUGGCAAACCAGCACACUGGAGAAAACAAGCUUGCUCCAUCUUUCAUGUGACAGCCCUUUAGAUAUUUGAAGGUGGCUAUCAUAUCUCCUCUCAGGCUCCUCUUAUACAUAAACUGUUAUCCAGGCUAAACAUACUCAGUUCCAUUAACUGUUCCUCAUAAAGCUUGGUUUUCAGACCCUUAAUCAUCUUGGUUGCCCUCUGCACACGUUCAACAUCCUGUCAACAUCCUUUUUAAACUGUGUUGCCCAGAACUGGACACAGUACACCAGGUGUAUUUUGAUCAAGGCAAAAUAGAGCAAAACUAUCGGAACACUAUAUUUCUGUUGAUGCAGCCUAGAACAGCACUAGCUAGUCGCCCAAGUCGUUUAUAAAGACGUUGAACAACGAUAGCCCAGGACAGAAUUGUAUCGCAAGCCCACUUACCACUUUUUUCCAGGAUGGCAAGGAACUAUUAGUGAGCAGUCUUUGGGUUCAGUCAGUCAACCAGCUACAACUCCACCUAAAAAUGACCUCAUCCAGACCACAUUUUACCAGCUCCUCUGCAAGAAUAUCAUGGCGGACUUUGUCAAAAGCCUUACUGAAAGCUCCAUCCACAGAAUUGCCUUGACCCCCCAAGCUUAUCAAAAAAAUGGAAAUGUGAUUCAUCUGGCAUGACUUGGUUUUGCGAAACCUAUGCUGGGUUUAUUACUAUCACUGCAUCAUUUUCUAAUUGCUAACAGACAGACUGUUGAGGAUCUAUACUGGUAUCACCAUCAAGCUGAUAGGUUGCUAGUUACAUGGGUCUUCUCCCUCCCCCUUUUGAAAAUGGGGACAUUUACCUGCCUCCAGUGUGCAGGGACCUCAUCUUCACCUGUUCUAUAAUCUUUGAGAAGAUUAUAGACAGGGGCUCUGAGAUUACAUCCUAAUAAAAGGUAAGUGUGAAAGAAUUUAGGGUCACAUAUUAAUGGUACAGUACGCAUAGAUUAAAUUUGUCCAAAAAGUGUUCUUCCAAGUGCCCAUCUUCACAGAAGACCAAUGGACACCAUCCCAUAAUACUGGAUGAGGGAACUGAAAACCAAUUGUUGCAGUCCUGGUUAUAUAUAUAGUAGCUUUUUCAAAGCCCUUUCACGUUGGAAAUCUCCUUUGAAAGCUGUUUGCACAGCUAGAAAUUGUGGGUGUUUGGUUUAGGUUUUCGAAUUUUACAUGUGUGUUGUUGGCCUGUUUUAUUUAUUUGUGAACCACCCUGGGAUCUUUAUUGAGUAAGGGUGGCUUAGAAGUGCAGUCGAUCAAUCGACCGACCAAUCAAUCAAUCAAUCAAUCAAUGCUCUGUAAGAGUUGCUGCAGUGUGGCAUUGACAUUCAUCCCGUAGUGAAGAAUGUUGGUCAGCUUUAUAUUUAGUCUCCAGAGUUGACUUACACAAAAUUACCGAAGCUAUGAAAGCAGAACAGUCAUGAGAUGUGGCUGGUUGGUACUACUGGUCCUUUAAAAAGAAUGGUAGGGAUUGCCAAAAUUCGCUUAUCAAUCCCAUGUCCAGAGCAGAUAAAUGCCAGUGCCUGUGGUACUGCUGGUCAAUAAGGAAUGAGAGCUUUUGAUUGCAAAAAUACAGGGCCACUGGGCUGAGGACAGAGCCAAGACAAAAUCUGGAGGUACACUGUCAGAGCCAGAGUGGAACCUGAUGCAUUGUGGGUGAACAAUCUGGACAGAGGCAACUCCAGAUGGUGGUGCAUUUUCUGUGGGUCCAAAGUACACUCCAAUUCUCAACUAACAUAGGAUCUCUCUUCAAGGUCACUGCCUUGUCUGGUCCACAGACCUCUGUCCUUCCAGAUUAAGAGACUCGGUGAUGGCAGCUGGCCCAAGGCAUCCACAGCUUGUAGCUGUGGGUUUUGGUGGCUGGCUGGAUCACUGUUCUGACAGCAAUAGGGCAUAAUCUUUCUGCCCAGACCGGUGAAAUAGAGACUGAUUUGGUUGACAGCCCCCACUCCCACCCCCCAAAUUAGUCAACUGCAUUCUAAAAACGAAAACAGAUAAAAAAGGAACCGAUCAGCUGGAGGAAUGAAACAGAGUAAGGUGAGGCCAGAAGAAUCACUUAGUUGUCAGAAAUAGGAAAUCAUGAAGAAUAAUUGCACAGGACCCUACUGUGUUCUGGGGGGAGAGAGGGAGGGAGGGACUGUGUGUGUGUGUGUGUGUGUGUGUGUGUGUGUGUGUGUAGAUCUGUGCUUUGCAAUAGGAAAUGCUUUAUUAGCUGGGAGUGGUGGAGAAAAGCCAAGCAGGAAGAGGCAGUAAUAAGAAACAUUUUUAACUUCUCCCACCUCCAGAGCUUGCCAAACCACUGCUUUCAGAGCGAGAGGGAAAGUGCAGAGGGGACUGUAGAAAAGAAUCCUGGCUCCUGCUCCCCAUUUAAUCAACCCUGCUUUCGAUACGCCGGCCUCCCUGGGAUACGCUUUGCCAGAAAGGAGCUUCAGACUGAAUCAGGGGACGCUGCGCCUUUAAAGUUGGAAAAUUCAGGAAGGUUCGUACGGUCAUCGGAAAGGAGACCCAUGAUUCUGUAUCAGGCCAGGCAUACGAGAAUGGUGAGGAGCUGCCCAGGGUGAUCUAAAUACAUGCAUCUGCUGGUGUUUUUAAAAAACACACUUCAGACUUUGGUACCGAAGAAAACUUUUAGCCGAGGCCCGUUGAAAGCAGGAAGGCAACAGGAUACAGGACGUGCCUAAGCUUCACUCUCUUCCACCUACAUAGACUUCUGGGUAAGUUGGAUUCAAUGUUUCUGACAUUUUCAUUUUUACUUGAGGGGGGAUUUUUUUUUUAAAGAAGCUGUCAAGCAAAACAGGAAUUUCUAAGAUCCGAUCUUUAGGCACCAGGCCCCUCAUAAAAGAAUGGAGAAAAGAUUGAAACGUAUCACUGCUGAAAUCAAAUUCCUAGCAGCAUUUAGCAUCUUCAGUUUUUUCUAACCUGGCUCUCAGGCAGGACAGACCAGCUCCCUUGAGCUCCUCCACAAAACCAACUGGCCAUUGCUUGGACUCUUGUUGAGCUCAGCUCAGCUGGGGAUUAUGGCGAAAUCCUUGGGCAAAAACGCCGCAAGGACGAUGCUAGACAGCAGCACCAAAAUCGAAACAGAUGUUUCCAGGGGUGGGUUGAAAUAUUUCAUUUGUGGAUCGUGGGAAUCUGGGGGGGGGGGGUUGCCAGACCACUGGCAGUGAAAGCUGACCACAAUAAUAAUUAUGAUUUUUUUAUUUAUUUAUACCCCGCCCAUCUGCCUGGGUUUCCCCAGCCACUCUGGGUGGCUCCCAAUAGAAUAUUAAAAACACAAUAAAAGAUCAAACAUUAAAAACUUCCCUAAACAGAUGUCUUCUAAAAGUUAGAUAGAUGUUUAUUUCCUUGAAAUAUGAUGGGAGGGUGUUCCACAGGGCGGGCGCCACUACUGAGAAGGCCCUCUGCCUGGUUCCCUGUAACCUCACUUCUCACAGUGAAGGAACCUCCAGAAGGCCCUUGGAGCUGGACCCCAGGCUGAACGAUGGGAGUGGAGAUGCUCCUUCAGGUAUAAGAGCAGCUGUAAGAGGAUUUAUGGCAGUGGUGGAGAAUCUUGUGCCUUCCAGAUGUGUUUAGACAACAACACACAUCGGCUUGGACCAUUGGCAAUGCUAGCUGGGCCUCAUGGCAGUAGAGAGUCCAACAACACGUAGAGGGUCACUGGCUCCCUGUGUUGUAGUGAUUUUGUCUCUGUCUGCAUCUGAAAUUGAUAGGCAUGUCCAUUAAAAAUCUAUUUAGUGUGGCAUUCUUGAACACAGUGAAAGGGCAACCUGACAAAGCACAGGAUACAACUUUAUUAAUCCAGGUAGUAUAGAGAAAUUCUAAUUUCCUAAAUGAAUGGUUCCUGAGGAAGCUACAGAUUCCUGAAAAGGUUAAGUCAGCUACCACUGCAGAUGUGAGUCGUUGAUUCAAAAGCGGAAGCCCUAUUCAAAGGCUUCCACCUGCACAAUGGGGCUAUUCCCCCCUCUCCUCCCCCAUGCACCCCCCCUAAAAUUGGCUGGGGGCAGGGAAGGAGUCAGAAGAACCACCAGAACAUUAUGCAGGGAACGGAGAAGAGGAUUGCUCCAUCUGGCAAUCAAACAAUUGCCUUAGUGAGAUGCUGAAUUUGUCCCAUGUUGCAGGAAAACGGAGCUGAAAGGAGGAGGUUGCAGGAGGAUGGCAGUGGGUGGGGUAAGGGUUAAGCACUCCCCCCCCGCCCCAUUUUUCCACUUCAAAUCAUAUCCUCCCCCUUCUGCUUUUGCAGCUGUUUGGCAAAGGCUCAUAUCCAUAGGCACAGGGUUGCACCCCAAUGUCUGGUUCCAGCUAGGAACAGAUGAAUCUAUCCAUUUUGCUUUCUCUCAGUUUUCCUACCUUAAGUUCCGCGCUCUGAAUCUCCACACCAGUCUGUGAAUUUAUUUAAGUUUGCGAAAAUUUGUUAGCAUCACGGUGCUGAUUUGCCCUAAUAGUCACACCUUUAUGUAAUUUUACCUAAUACUGUACACAUAACUUUUGCGAGCAAAAGCGAAUCUCAUUUUAUUUCCGUUCAUGACAACAGAAACUAUGCCGUGAUUUACGUCAGUUUCUAAAAUGCAAAGCUGCACAUGCUCAGAGUAUUUCUUUCUUUCUUCUUAAAUUCUUUUAAUUAAUUUUCAGUAACCAAACAAAAAAACAAAGAAACAAACCAAAGAAAAAAGAAAACAUCAACCAAAACAGAAAACAUAAACAGACCAAAAAACAGACAUUAAUUAACAACAAAUAAUAGUUGACUUCCCUUCAUCUAGGUUUUGGGUUAUGUAAAAUAAUAAUUCCAUUCUGCAGUUUUCGUUUUAUAUCAUCUACGCAUCGCAAGAUGCUCAGAGUAUUUCUGCAAAUCACAUUUUCCUCGACCACUGGCCAGGCUGACUGGGGCUGAUUAGAGUUGUAGUCCAGGAACAACUGAAGAGACACAAGCAUCUGGUCCAACACAUCAGGAAUGUAGACACCCUUGUAAAGUGUGGAAUGGUGGGUGGGAAUGUAAAUUGUGUGCUUCACAACUAAAGUAAUACACAUGCCUAUCUAAGGGAGCCCCUGUAAGGCCAUUGGAUCAGAUCAGUUUAUUUGUACCUAGCCAUCACAGCUUCUCAAAACAAAAGUUUAGCAGUGUAAAAGUAGCAAAAGAUGACAUCAGGCCUAUUGAAGGCUUUUCUAUUCCAGCAAGCAUUUUAACAAAAUUCUGGUUUUAUAGUUUUAUCUGGUUUUUAUCUUUUUGCACCCUGCUUAGAGUUGAUUAUAAUUAAGUGGUAUAUAAAUUUUUCAGAUAAGUAAAUAAAACUCCCACCUGAGCAAAACUAUUGCAGUAAGCCCACAAUUUGCAUUCAUUUAACUUGUGCGCAUUUAGCUUUAUGCGUGUGGCAAAAAUUUGUAAAACAAUUAAAAAGAGGGCAGAAAGGGUACAGGGUUCCAGGAAAAAUGGGGUUUGGCUAUACGCAGUGCUAUUUUUCUAGAAAAAGAGGUGCUGGAACUCACCAUGAACGCCUCUCUUGUUCUCUAAUAAUGGCAAUGGCGCCCAUCUGAAAGGUUGCCAGAACUGAGUUCCAGAGAGUUCCUGCUGAAAAAAAGCCCUGACUAUACGCGGGUGGCGCUGUGGGUUAAACCACAGAGCCUAGGACUUGCCGAUCAGAAGGUCGGUGGUUCGAAUCCCUGUGACGGGGUGAGCUCCUGUUGCUCGGUCCCAGCUCCUGCCAACCUAGCAGUUCGAAAGCAGGUCAAAGUGCAAGUAGAUAAAUAGGUACCGCUCCAGCGGGAAGGUAAACGGCGUUUCCGUGCGCUGCUCUGGUUCGCCAGAAGCGGCUUAGUCAUGCUGGCCACAUGACCCGGAAGCUAUACGCCGGCUCCCUCGGCCAAUAAAGCGAGAUGAGCGCCGCAACCCCCGAGUCAGUCACGACUGGACCUAAUGGUCAGGGGUCCCUUUACCUUUACCUAUACACGGUUUUGGCUUUAGAUGCAAUCUCUGGAACAUAACCCCUACGUAAGUUGCUUCCUGUAUAUGCCAUUAAAUCUAAGGUCCAGACCUAUGCAGUUGCAGCGCUGCUUAUCAACAAAAUUGGCUGCCACAGACCCUGGGAUCUCGACAUUACUGAUUGGCGAUUCUCUCCCUCUUGCUGCCAGCCGGUUGACCCUCUCUGUAGGCUCCUCCUCCCUGUGCAAAGAAAAUGUAAGCAGGAACUGAGGAACUCUGUGAUGCAGGAUGGCACUCACCCUUCUGCAAAAAAAAUUAGGAGCAAUCAUUUUGCAGGAGACAGUGCUGGAUAUGAAGAAUUGUACAGCUCUCUGCUCCGAAUUAGUUUCUUGGUCCUUGUAAAUUGUUGCUUGGACAUCCGUCUUUAGGGUACUGCAUAUUAUUUUAAUUGCCUAACCAGGGUGGUGCUGGUUCAUCCAAGUUUCAUUGCAUAACUGAGAUCAGUGCCUCGCCUGGCUGCUAUUUAUGAAUAUGACUCAAGAUUAGUAGUGGGCAAAAUCUGUUAAUUUCGGUUUCUCUGACCUGCUCAUUUUUCUAGAGUAAAGUUCACUUCUACGCAUUUCCAAAUUAGUUCAGGAGUUGUUGGGGAGGGGGGGUUGUAGCUUGUUUUUAAUCCCUAUAAAAAUUAACCAGCAUUUUAGUGCGAUUGUCUCCUAAUACACACACUUUGCUGUACAAUUUCCCUCUAGUAUAUACAAACCCAUUUUGUGUAGUGUAAUGCAUUUUUGUGUGUAAUUUCACUAAUUUGUGCAUUUUUGUGUGCUAUUUUCACGAAUUUAUGCAUUUCAUGCACACUUUACCUCAGUAUAUGCUUUUUUGUACACAUUACUAGGCUGGAGAAGUGCAUUGUAAGAUUUGGGAAAGUGUGGAUUUAAAGGAAUGGCUAUCACAUUCAUCCGGUGCUAUACCAGCUGCACUGGCUCCCGGUGGAGUACAGGAUCAGGUUUAAGGUGCUGGUUUUAACCUUUAAAGCCCUAUACGGCCUAGGACCCUCGUACCUACGGGACCGCCUCUCCUGGUAUGUCCCACAGAGGAACUUACGGUCUGCAAAUAAAAACACCCUGAAGGUCCCAGGCCACAGAGAGGUUAGGCUGGCCUCAACUAGAGCCAGGGCCUUUUCAGCUGUGGCUCCGAUCCGGUGGAACACUCUGUCACAAGAGACCAGGGCCCUGCGGGACUUGACAUCUUUCUGCAGGGCCUGCAGGCCUUUGGUCAGAGCGCAGCCUGACUCCCUCCUCUGGCAAUCUGCACAGAAUUUUGCUUAACGGUUGCCAUCAAUUUGAUUUUAAUUAAUUUUUAUAAUGAAAUGUUUUUAGAAUGUUAGAUUAUUUGAUUGUUGUUAGCCGCCCUGAGCCCGGCUUCGGCUGGGGAGGGCGGGAUAUAAAUAAAAUUUUUUAUUAUUAUAUUAUUAUUAUGUUUCAGAUUAUGUAUUGUUUCAGGAAAUAAGAAUUUAGGUAGGCUUGCCUUGAAGUGCAAUCUGAAUAAAACAUCCAACAUUUCUCCAAUGAAAUUAGGGUCAUCCUAUUCAAUACUACUACUACUACUACUAGUAGUAGUAGUAAUAAUAAUAAUAAUAAUAAUAAUAAUUAUACCCCGACCAUCUGACUGACCACUUUGGGCAGCUUUUGAUAUAUAAAAACAUAAUAAAACAUUAAACGUUAAAAAAACUUCUGUAUACAGGACUGCCUUUAGAUGUCUUCUAAUGGUUGUAUAGUUAAUUAUCGCCCUUGGCUCAGGGGUUGCAUAACUCCAUACCCUCCAACGUUUCUCAGAUGAAAACAUCCUAAGGAAAAGCGGGACAUUCCAGGAUCAACUCAGAAACCGGGACAGCUUCUGUAAAUCUGGGACUGUCCCGGGAAAAAUGGAGACAUUUGGAGUGUCUGUAGAAUUGUAAGUGCAAACACACAUACACUCAUCUCGCAACAGUGAAUUAUGAAAGUUCAUUGUGCCGAUUUCUGAGUUGUGUUGCGGUGCGGCCCAGACAUGGGGAGCCUGAUGUUGUUGAACUUGGAUAAGCCACAGUCAGUAUAGUCAAAGGCAAGGGAUGAUGGAAGUUGGAGCCAACAGCAUCUGGAACACAGCUUUCCGCAACUCAAAAGGGUAAAAAAUGUUCAGUGGUACCUCGGUUUACGAACUUAAUCCUUUCCGGAAGUCCAUUCUUAAACCGAAACUGUUCUUAAACCAGGGCGUGCUUUUCCUAAUGAGGCCUCCCGCCACCGGUGCCCUUCCACCAUUUGGAUUCUGUUCUUAGACUGAGGUAAAGUUCACAAACCAGGACGCUACUUCCAGUUUGGCGGAGUUCAUAAACCGAAUAGUUUGUGAACAGCGCUGUUCUUAAACCGAGGUACCACUGUACUUUUAAAAUGUGUGGUGAGAUUUUCAUGCAUUUUGUAAAAAAAAAAUUAGGAAGCCGGCUGAAAUGACAAUACCUGUGAGGUAAACUCUAUUUUUUUUUCCAAAUUUUUUUAUUGAUUUUCACAAACACACCAACAAAUAAACAAACAAACAUAAAUCAUAACCUUAAGACUAAUCAUGUUAACAUUGUUAAGUGACUUCCUCAUAUCUCCCUAGUUGAAUUUCAAUGUAUAUCAUUUUAACGGUUUUCCAAAUCAAAAUUCUUGUAAUCUUAACUUGAUCACUUAACAUCUUUCUUUCUUAUCAAUUCAGCAUUAAACAUAUUAAUUCAUCACAUUACAUAUAUAAAUCAAGCCUAUUUGGUACUUGCAAGCUUUUUCCAAUUAAUUUAACUUAGCGUAUUUAACUAAAUAAUCAUUAAAUUUCUUCCAUUCUUCCUGGUACUCCUCCUCAUUCUGGUCACGGACUCUUCCGGUCAGGUCGCCUAGCUCCAAAAAACCAUCAUCUUCAUCUGCCAUACUUCCACAGUUGGUACUUCUUGCAUUUUCCAUUUCUUAGCUAGUAAAAUUUGAGCAGCAGUUGUGACAUACAAAAAUAAUUUAACAUCUUUCUUGGGCAAUUCUAAACCUGUUAACCUGUGAGGUAAACUCUAGGUGUCCUCUUAGGCCACCUACAUUUUUAGGGCACUAUGAUACCACUUUAAACAGCUGUGUCUUCUUCUCCCCCAAAGAACUCUGGUAGCUUUUAUGGAUGCUGAAAAUGGUUAGGAGGUCCCUAUUUCCCUCCCAGAGCUGUGGCUGGUGUAAUAAUAAAUCCCUCUUCACAGGAAACUCCGCGAGUUGUAGCGCUGUUAGCGGAAGAGGGGCCUUCCAACAACUCUCAAGUACAGUGGUACCUCGCAAGACGAAUGCCUCGCAAGACGGAAAACUCGCUAGACGAAAGGGUUUUUCGUUUUUUGAGCUGCUUCGCAAGACGAUUUUCCCUAUGGGCUUGCUUCGCAAGACGGAAACGUCUUGCAAGUUUGUUUCCUUUUUCUUAACACCGUUAAUACAGUUGCGACUUGACUUCGAGGAGCAACUCAUAGAACGCGGUGUGGUAGCCUUUUUGAGGUUUUUAAAGACUUUGGUGAUUUUUGAAGCUUUUCCAAAACUUUCCCGACACCGUGCUUCGCAAGACGACAAAAAUCGCAAGACGACAAAACUCGCGGAACGAAUUAAUUUCGUCUUGCGAGGCACCACUGUACAACUCCCAGAACUGGUUGGGGGAAGCCAUGACUGUUUAACGUGGCAUCGUAGCACCUUAAAAGCAUGGUGCGGAUGUGACUUUAGGUUGCAAAUCUGUCACCCAGUUGUGUACACUUCACUCCAUCAUAGGCACUCGGUUUUUAAAAAUAGCUGGUCAUUGCAGGGAGGACUGCACCCGUGGGAAAUUCUCCAGCCCCAAACCUUGAAACAAGGCCAAAUAUCAUCCUUGAAGUCACACACCCUGGAUUUAUUUUUUUAAUUUAAAAAAGGAACCAAGUCAUGAGUACUAUUUUGGCCCUCAAAAAGCAGAACCAACAAAUGCGUUUGAGGUUUCCAGCCACAGAAUCGUACUUGGCGUUUAUAGAGGACUUUUCUUCUUAUCAUCUUCUCAGCAAUCCUUACAAAGAUCCUGCAACGAGUAUUAUACUCGUGACAUAUUACAGAUUGGGAUGGGGGCAGAAGCAGCCAGCCCAGCAGCACGGGGGCAGGUCAGGGGCUGCAUUGCUGACUUGGUUUGCCAACACCGCACACCACUUCCGUUAAUAAUAAAAUAAUAAUAAUUUAUUAUUUAUACCCCAGCCACUCUGGGUGGCUUCCAACAGAAUAUUAAAAUACAAUAAUCUAUUAAACAUUAAAAGCUUCCCUAAACAGGGCUGCCGUCAGAUGUCUUCUAAAAGUCUGGUAGUUGUUUUUCUCUUUGACAUCUGGUGGGAGGGCGUUCCACAGGGCGGGUGCCACUACCGAGAAGGCGCUCUGCCUGGUUCCCUGUAACUUGGCUUCUCUCAGCAAGGGAACCACCAGAAGGAAAUAUACUCGGAGUUGAGUGUGAAUCUCAUGCUCUUUAUUCAGCUCAUAGUAGCAAUGAAUGAAACUUUCCCCAAAACGUCUAGCUAUAUACAGCAUACACAUUAUUUACACAAUGGGCCCCGUGUGAUUGGCUAAUUCCAGGCUGCUCCUAUAGGCCAAUCAGGUCACUGAUUCACUUCCCCCUGGAGCUGGAUUGGGUGGCUCCUGUGGACCAAUCAGACUGCUGCAUUCUGGAUCCUAUUGUUCUAGGAUUCAGCUCAGUACAUAACAUGUAGCGUUCAUUCUGAUUUGUUUGUGGGGAGGUUAUAUGAUGUUGUGUCGAGCACGUGUCAUCCCACAUUUUUUAGUGCAUUUUCCCAUCACUUUCCUUGUAGCAAAAUCUGGGCGUGGGUUUGGAUAUGUGCGGGGGUGGGGAUUGUUUGUUACACAAGAGUGCCAAGUCAACUUUCAUUGUGCCGUCCGAAUUAUCCACUAUGUGGCUGAAUCCCAACAGCGACAAAGGUACAAAGAGGAGGUCCUGUGAGUGUGGAAAUUGGGAUCCGUUCCCGUAAGCAAGCUGGCAAGCAGGAAAUGUGGCUUACGAGGAAACCUGCCAAAUUCUGCCUGCGGUGGAGCAACUGUGGAAUUGCUUCACCAUGCGGCCGGCUCACAAGCCUCAAACCGCAAUGACCGCUGCAUUUUUUCUGGUGUGUGGCUUCAGUGCACCCUGAAGGUGACCACAUCAGCACAUGCCAAAUGUUAGCACCCGUUCCAUUCAGCAGCAAAAUCCUGCACUGGCAGCAAGUUCCGACUUGUAUAAUCAGUUCCACUUCCUGCUCAGCUUCAUGUCAUUUAAGGGGUUUUUAAAUGUCAAAAACGAUGACCGUACGAUGAGCCCUGCUGAAUUGGAACAAGGGCCAUUCUAGUGCAGUAUCCUGCGUCCCAUGCAAUGGCCAACCAAAUAUCUCUGGAAAGCUCACUGGCAGGGCUUGAGGGCAAUAAUGGCCCUCUCCUGCUUUUGUUCCCAACAACUGGCCUUCAGAGGCACACUGAAUUGGGAGGGGGGUUCAUUUACCUGUCAGGGACGCGGGUGGCGCUGUGGCCCAAACCACAGAGCCUAGGGCUUGCCGAUCGGAAGGUCGGUGGUUCGAAUACCCGCGACGGAGUGAACUCCUAUUGCUUGGUCCUAGCUCUUGCCCAUCUAGCAGUUCAAAAGCACAUCAAGUGCAAGUAGAUAAAUAGGUACCACUCCAACGGGGAGGUAAACAGUGUUUCUGUGCGCUGCUCUGGUUCUCCAGAAGCGGCUUAGUCAUGCUGGCCACAUGACCCGGAAGCUGUACGCCGGCUCCUUCGGCCAAUAAAGCGAGAUGAGCGCCGCAACCCCAGAGUCAUCCGCGACUGGACCUAACGGUCAGGGGUACCUUUACCUUUACCUUUAUUUACCUGUCAUGACCAAGAAGAACCAUUGGUAGAGCUAUACUCCAUGCAUUUGUCUGUUGUUGUUGUUUAGUCAUUUAGUCGUGUCCGACUCUUCGUGACCCCAUGGACCAGAGCACGACAGGCACUCCUGUCUUCCACUGCCUCCCGCAGUUUGGUCAAACUCAUGCUGGUAGCUUCGAGAACACUAUCCAACCAUCUCGUCCUCUGUCGUCCCCUUCUCCUUGUGCCCUCCAUCUUUCCCAACAUCAGGGUCUUUUCCAGGGAGUCUUCUAUUCUCAUGAGGUGGCCAAAGUAUUGGAGCCUCAGCUUCAGGAUCUGUCCUUCCAGUGAGCACUCAGGGCUGAUUUCCUUAAGAAUGGAUAGGUUUGAUCUUCCUGCAGUCCAUGGGACUCUCAAGAGUCUCCUCCAGCACCAUAAUUCAAAAGCAUCAAUUCUUCGGCGAUCAGCCUUCUUUAUAGUCCAGCUCUCACUUCCAUACAUCACUACUGGGAAAACCAUACCUUUAACUAUACGGAUGUCUCUGCUUUUUAAGAUGCUGUCUAGGUUUGUCAUUGCUUUUCUCCCAAGAAGCAGGCGUCUUUUAAUUUUGUGGCUGCUGUCACCAUCUGCAGUGAUCUAGUGACCAAAAAUACAGGUAUUCGGUUCCCAUUAGCAUGCAAUAGAUGACUGGGAUUAUUAGAUAGAUAGAUAGAUAGAUAGACCAUUGAAGUGAUGCUUUGGCAAUCCAUUCAAAAGCUGUUAAGUGCACACGCAUACACUAUUAUUAUAUUUGCUGUCAUAGCUACGGCAUCCUUUAUCCCCUCCUGCAAGAACCGCCCAUGCCAGGGCACGGAAAUCCCACUUCCUGACUUCUGGAGAGUCUGCACGGUCCCCUUCCAGUGCGUUAGCCCUGAAGAGGCCCUGGACCUUGUUCUGGCAGCUUGUGGCCAACAGCAUGCUUGUUAGUAGAACUUAGGAUGAUUAAGCAGAUGUAAUGAAAAAAUAAAUACAUUACAGUAAGUUCUUUUAAUUGGCAAAUCCGAAGGUGCAGUAAACAUUUGCCCUUGUGGCUAUAUAAAUAGAAAUAUUUAUUUAAUGUCAUGAAAAGGGAAGGGGAGAGAAAGAGAGAGAUGCUGCAGUCCUGUUAUCCACUUGUACCAGAUUGCUAUUGCUCGCCCUUCUGCCUCAGGGUGAAUUUGCAGAAGUCAAUACCUGAGGUUGACAGGUUCUGAGCAUCACUUGAUUUUACGCUAGGCGGCUCCCUGGCUGCACACAGAUUGGUCCGGGAAAAUUAACUUGAGACUGGAUGAAGAGCUGCCACCAAUCAUUUGUGGAGAGUAGGCUACAGGAUGAGAUAUCUUUAUUUUAACAAUUAUUCUUAUUGAUUUUUCAAGUUUCGAUACAUAAUAUGUAAAUGAGAAGAAAACACAUUCAAUAACAUGAACUACAUAGUAAGAUACUGUAAGAAUAAGAUGUGAUUUCACCUGGUUUGGGACCAGAACUCAUUCCUGUUUAGGGAAGCUUUUAAUGUUUGAUGCGUUACUGUAUUUUAAUAUUUUGUUGGAAACCGCCCAGAGUGGCUGGGGAAGCCCAGCUAGAUGGGCAGGGUAUAAAUAAAUUAUUAUUAUUAUCAUCAUCAUCAUCAUCAUCAUCAUCAUCAUUGGCUGCAUCCACAUAAAGCGCUGGCCAUAAAUCAUGGUCAGGGAACUUAUUCUACACACAACCUACACACUGGGACGUGCAGGUCAGGCAGUCCACAUUUUACUCCUCCCUUUCUAGAGUGGGGAAACAAACUUAAGAGUGGCUGGCUGACUGCUAGAAACCAGCACUCAUUGGUUUUUAUCUCCAGAUGUAACACAAACAGAAGGCAAGGUUUGUUCUUGUUUUCCAGCUCACAUGGCAUGGUUGGAGGAAUCAGAUAGCAAAUGCUGGUUUGCACGUAAUAGCAAGCCAUCAGCUCCAUUAUAUGUUUCCCCACUCCAGAAAGGGUGGAUCAAAGUGAGGACUGCUCAAAGCGCAUACACAAGCACAGACAGGCUGACUUCCCUAAUGUUGGUUUAUUGGCAGAGUUACAGCCAAACUUGAUGGUUGUCAGAAUGUGCUGUGGCAAUGCGUUUUGUGGGCACAUGUGCAGAGCUGGAGAAGCAAUUCAAUUGUGUUUGCCUUUCAGUGAGAAACUACCCAAUCUGUGCUUCUCGGAGCAAUAUGCAAACCGAAACACAGCUAUCUUUCAAAAUCUGCAUGUCUCCAAAUUUCACAGUGAAGUUCUCUAGCCAACCAACGAAUACAAAAAUAUAUAUAUUAGGGGGAAAUGUGUGUAAAAUGAAUAUAUGAGUGAAAAUAACAUACAAAAAUGCCUUUUACGGGAAGUUGCUUUCAAAAAUGUGUGUAUUAGUCAAAACUGUGUACAAAUAUGUGGUUAUUAAGAGAAAUUCACAUUGAAAUACUAACAAUUUUUCACGAGCAAUUUUUAUCUUUAAAAAAAUCACAAAUUGCUGCAGGAAAGUGAGAGAAUUGAAUUUAUGAUUGGAAAAAUGCGAAACUUAAAGACUCCAAAUGGACAGAUUCUUCAUCCCUAGCCAUAUGUUAUUUGCCACAAAAUUUGUGGCGGUAAGUUUCCUCUGUAGCUUCCUUUGGCUUGACAGAGGGCAAAACAGUAUGCACACAACUUUUCACUUGUCUCCUCCUCUGUACAUGGGCUGUAAAAGAGAUGCGAGUGGCCCUGUGGUCUAAACUACGGAGCCUGUUGGGCUUGCUGAUCGGAAGGUCAGUGGUUCGAAUCGCUGCAACUGAGUGAGCUCCCAUUGCUCUGUCGCAGCUCCUGCCAACGUAGCAGCUUGAAAGCAGGCCAGUGCAAGUAGAUCAGGCAUGUCCAAAGUUCAUUUUGGGGGCCUAAUCAGGCCUGCCAGUCGGUUUAAUCCAGCCCCUGUGGCAGUUUAUUUCCUGGGGUAAAAAACCCUAAAAAAGGCUCAACAACUUUGGGGUAAAAUCAUAAAAAACUCAACAACUUCAAUCCUAAAAAAAAGGAUUUGGUGGGCCCUUUGGUUGGCCCUUCACUUCAUCAAAUCUUGCCCUCUUUGAAAAAAGUUUGGACACCACUGAAGUAGAUAAAUCGGGAAGGUAAACGGCAUUCGUGUGCACUCUGGUUUCCGUUAUGGCAUCGCGUUGUGCCGGAAGCGGUUUAGUCAUGCUGGCCACAUGACCCGGAAAGCUGUCUGUGGACAAACACUGGCUCCCUCGGCCUGAAAGCAAGAUGAACGCCACAACCCCAUAGUCGCCUUUGACUGGACUUAACUGUCCAGGGGUCCUUUACCUUUUUAAACGGGCUGCGAUGGAGCUGAUUUAUAGAAAUGCUCGAUUUGACGAUUCCCUGAUCUCAUCCAAGAAGGAUCUGGAGAGCAGUAGACACAAGAAGGCGCCUCUUUGGCGCAUCCUCCAGAGACUUCGAUGCAGACAGUGUCUAUGAGAACUAGAGAUCAGGCCAGUUGUGAAAUGACAAGGUCACAAGGUUCCCCAUCUCGGACAGAAAAAUCUGGGAUUCAGCAGCUGGAGCAAAGGCAAUGCUGAAGUGUUGUAGCUGUCGGGCUGUCCAAGAGGAUGAAAAUGAGCAGAAAUAGAGAACAGAGUGGGAGGAAAGAUGAUAGACAGAAAAUGUUUGAGCAUCCAGUCUGAUUUGUCAGCGGGGCAGUUGUACGACAAUGAGUAUUUAUCCUGAUUUAUGUUUACAUACAUUCACAUUAAUCAUUUGUUCCUCCCACACUUUCCAGGCCGCAAAAAGCCCAGUUCUCUUUUAAAGUGGAUUUGUUGUGCUGGGGAAACAGAGCCCUUUAAUCCAUAAUUGCCUGUGCAAAGCUCUGGUAUGCACCUGAAUCUUGCAAAAAGAGUCACAGUCUGGAGGUACACUUGAGGGAUGAAGAAAUGCAUUCAAAGGUGUGGAAUGAACUAAUUGUUAUGGAAGGCAUAUAACAGUCCUGUUGCAAGCAGAUCAAAUGAAUGCUCAUGGUUGUAUAACCGGUGCUAUUUUUUAAAGAAAAAGAGGUGCCAGAACUCACCAUGAAUGCCACCCUUGUCCUCUUAUAACACACCCUCCAACAUUUCUCUGAUGAAAAUAUGGAUGGCCUAAGGCAGGCAUGAGGGAUGUGGGUGGCGCUGUGGAUUGAACCACAGAGCCUAGGGCUUGCUGAUCAGAAGGUCGGCUGUUCGAAUCCCCGUGACGGGGUGAGCUCCCGUUGCUCGGUCCCUGCUCCUGCCAACCUAGCAGUUCGAAAGCACAUCAAAGUGCAAGUAGAUAAAUAGGUACUGCUCCGGCAGGAAGGUAAACGGCGUUUCCGUGUGCUGCUCUGGUUCUCCAGGAGCGGCUUAGUCAUGCUGGCCGCAUGACCUGGAAGCUGUACGCCGGCUCCCUCGGCCAAUAAAGCGAGAUGAGCGCCGCAACCCCAGAGUUGGCCACGACUGGACCUAAUGGUCAGGGGUCCCUUUACUUUUACCUUUAAGGCAGGCAUGAGCAAAGUCCGUUUCCGGAGUCUAAUUUGGCCCACUGGUUGGUUUAAUCCAGCCCCUGUGACAGAUUAUUUCCUGGGGUAAAAUCCUAAAAAAAACCUCUACAACUUUAACCCUAAAAGAAGAUCAGCAACCUCAAUCCUAAAAGAAGCUCAACAACUUUAUGGUUAAAUCCCCCAAAACUCAACAACUUCAAUCCUAAAAAGGUCAACAACUUUGGUCGGCCCUCACGCAUGUUCACUUCAUCAAAUCUGGCCCUCUUUGAAAAAAGUUUGGACACCCCUGGCCUAAGGAAAGCGGGACAUUCUGGGAUCAAAUCAGAAACCAGGACUGCUUUUGUAAAUCUGGGACUGUCCCUGGAAAAUAGGGACAUUUGGAAGGUCUGUUAUAAUGGCAAUGGUGCCCACCUGAGAGGUGCCGGAACUGUGUUCCUGCAAGCUCCGGCUGAAAAAAGCCAUGUGUAUAACCUCCAUGCAAACAAACCAGAACAAAUGCUCAAUCUAACCUCUGCAUGCUUUGGGCAAGCAAAUCAAGGUGCAUGCUCAGUAAACAGGUUGUCUGGAGGAGCCCAAAGACGGAAAUGAGAAGGGGGGGCGUUGUGCCAGAGAAGAGAGGGGAGGACCAGCUCUCGAUACAGACUUCUGAUUUGCAAGGAGCCAACAUUCCCUCUGCACAGGAUCUUGAUCUUAGUCUUCCUUUCUGAUAUCACUAUUUACAGGCCAAUGUUCUCUGAGCUUUAGCCUCAACUUCCCCUCCACCGGCAAAAACAAAGCAAGCUGUUCUGGGGGAGUUUCUAUUCUUCCUAGGCUGGAGCCCUGCAGCAUAUGCCUUUCUCUGAUAGAUCUUUGCAGACUGGUUGAACUCCCUUUGCUUGCAUAUCUCCCUUUCCACCCCCAAACAUCAAGGACAGAAUCUAAACAAUCUUGAUUCCUGUCCGGGCUGCAACGCCCUGGCUACACAGUGGAAUUCUUGAAUAGCAGGAAGCUGAGUGGUGACUUGUUUAUGCUAGGAAUUUGUGGGCGACGCAGGACAAGAACGGUCUCAGACUCUCAGGACCCAAAUUUUGCCUGUAUUGACGAAGGGGAAGCUUGCAGGAAUUGGAAGGGGCAUGGGUGAGGUCAAGACUCCCAUGGGUUUAGUUUGGCAAGAGUUUCUGUUUCACAAGGAAAUGAACAAACAAGCAAUCCAAAAAAACAAAACAGAAAAGCCCACCCAACCGCCUUCCCACUCCUGUCUCUUCAGUGGAGCAGCUGGAACAUUUCUGGAUUCCUGCAAAGAGUAUUUUUAUGUUAGUGAUAAGCCUGCGACAAAACCCCUGAGUCCCUGAAAUCAACAGCUGGCCUCAGCUCAUGGAGAUACAGAAGGGACAGCUUGGAGCACAGCCAGGCAGCGUAGCAUGAAAAAGAAUCCAAUCGCACAACAGUGCAGGAUGAACUCAGCAUCCUUUGAGGCCAGAUCUUUCCAAGAAGCAAAAUUAGAAACUCUUCUCUCCUUUAAAAACAACAAAAGUGAAAACCAGUACAGUGGUACCUGGAGUCAAACGGAAUCCGUUCCGGAAGUCCGUUCAACUUCCCAAACCAAGGUGCAGCUUCCGAUUGGCUGCAGGAAGCUCCUGCAGCCAAUCAGAAGCCGUGGAAGCCCGGUCAGACGUUCGGGUUCCAAAGAACGUUCGCAAACCGGAACACCGGUUCGCAGCAUUUAGGAGCCAAAACGUUUGACUUGCAAGAUGUUUGGGAUCCAAGGUACGACUGUAUACCCACAAUUGCAGCUCAGAACACUCCCCAUGUGAUGGGCAGGUUUUCUAAUUUAGCACACCAUCAUCUCCAGAUAGGGUUUUAUCAUGAAGAGUCAGUGAAUAGAAGACAGUGGCUGCUCAAAAAGCCUGCCUUCUCUUUGCAGACCUACCUGCAGAAUAGCUCCCUGCCCAACACCUUUGUGCUAAACAUGAACGACGAGAAGUGCUGUUCUCAUUUGGACAAGACAUCCUGUUCUCUGAAGGAUGCCUUCUUGCUUCUAAUAGUGACCUGAUUCUUCUGGUUAACUGUGCUGGCAUCCUUUAGUCCCCCACAGCACUGCAGUCUGCCUUCAGCCAGCCUGCCCAAGAUGGAGCCCGGUCUUCCUUUUUCCUUCUUCCUAGAACACUCACUAAAAACUCUCUUGUCCUGUCACCUCAUACCCUGCCAACCUUCCAAACUCCCAGUCUCUGUUCACACCUCAAGGCAAGGGGGAAGGAGAGUUCUCUUGCAUUGCUAGUGGCUCUCAAAGGCCCUGUAUUUUUUUCGUAAUGGUCCUAGCUUGGCCAGGUCAUUUUGCAUAGGCUUGCUCAGGAAUUCCUCUGCACCUUGUCUUUCUCCUUUCAUAUCCCAAAUAAUCAAAAUCCUACCAUUUAUUAAUUUCUAGGAUUUAGGGGGUACCACCCCCAAAUCUAUAAGUAUGCAGUCGUACCUUGGAAGUCAAACAGAAUCCGUUCCGGAAGUCCAUUUGACUUCCAAAACGUUUGGAAACCAAAGCGCAGCUUCUGAUUGGCUGCAGGAAGCUCCUGCAGCCAACUGGAAGCUGAAGAAGCCCCAUCAGACGUUUGGCUACCAAAAAUAGUUCGCAAACUGGAACAGUCAUUUCCGUGUUCGGGAGCCAAAACGUUCGCCUUGCAAGGUGUUUGGGAUCCAAGGUACGACUGUAUAACUCUGUGGUCAGUGUUCCCCAUCAGUUCAACAACACUCAACUUCGCACACCAGGUCCUGAGAGAUUAAGACUGUGGUCACCUCCCCUUCGUUCAGUUCCAUGCCCCAGAUGUUCUAGGGCAGACAUCUGAAGGCAGCCCUGUUUAGGGAAGCUUUUAAUGUUUCAUGUAUUACUGUAUUUUAAUAUUUGUUUGGAAGCUGCCCAGAGUGGCUGGGGAAGUCCAGCCAGAUGGGCGGGGUAUAAAUAUAUUAUUAUUAUUAUUAUUAUUAUUAUUAUUAUUGAAUACAUUUAAAAAUAGGUAAACGAAUAAAUCUCCAUGUAGCAUAUCUUUGGUGAGACAAAUGCAGUUAUCCUAUGUGUCUGAAAUGUUCUUCCAUGAUCCCCUUCCUUAACUCAUUCUGCCCUUUUUGUAGAGAAAAUGCGGCAAAGAGCUAUCGCUGGCCUUUUCGUGGCCAUCAUGAGCCUGCCAAGAAACAUCGAGGCGGCCGGAGGAAAAGGUGAGUGGGAGACAACUGUGUCAGGCAGAGUGGGGAGAGGCACAGAUUUUGGCAUCAGGCCCCCUUGCAAAAACAGCUGUUUGCCAAAGAGGCAGCUGUUUCUUAGAGACACUUAGCUUCAGGACUAGGCCCCACUAGCUACUCAGUGGCCUGAGUAGCUACAGCUGCUCAGGAUACUCCCCAAGUCAGCAUAUUUUAUAUUCAACAUCCUGUCCUUAUUUUCAUCAGAGAAAUGAAAUAAUAAUAAUAAUAAUAAUAAUAAUAAUAAUAAUAAUAAUUUAUUAUUUGUACCCCACCCAUCUGGCUGGGUUUCCCCAGCCACUCUGGGCUGGGGAAAGUAUGAUGAUGGACAGUAUGUAGUAGAGCCAGCCCUGUGCUCAGGUGGUCUUGCAGUCUCACCUGGGGGGAAACCGAUCACACCUAGACUUUCUGAGUUUUAGCAAGGGUGCUCUAUCAAGUGCUUUGUCCUACUGUAUGUGUUAAGUUGUGGGUGAACAUAUCAGACGACACAGCGAUUCUUCAACAGCUCUUGUUUAUUCACAGGCCAGAAUAGAACUGAACUGAAGGGUUCAGUCAGCCUGCUUAUAUAGAGCUCCACUACAACAUAACUGUAACAAAUUUCUAAAACUAUCCAAUCACUGAAUGUCACUUUCGAUCCCUUAUUUGCAUAACUAUCUACAGUAUCCCCCUGCUGGCCCAGGGUGAGAACUUCAGUACAUAACAGUAUGUAUCACUUCGAUUGUUCCUGCCUCCGGGACCUUUAAAACAGAAUACUGAGCAUAUUGUGGCUGUAGUGUUCUUUGGUUGGGCUAGGAGUAUGGACAGGGGCGUAGGAAGGGAGGUGCGGUGGAGGCGACCUGCCCCAGGUGCCAUCCCAGGGGGGGGGGCAAAAUCCCCUCUGAGCAAAUCGCACUGCCACGCCACAAUUGGACCUCCCCCGGAGGAUAGCACCACUGUGUCUGUCCAACAGGGCCUAGGCAGGAAACCAGGCUAGUUCAGGCACAGGGUAACAGGCAGGUUCCAGCAAGCAGCAAUGUUGAACGUGGGGCAAAGUCCGGCAGCCUUUUAUCUCGGACAGAGUAACGGCCGGUCCUGAUCCCCCAGUGACUCACCUCCCUGUCUUGCCCAAAGGCGAGCACUCCUCCUGCGAGUAAUCAGGUCUCUCCUUCUCUCAGACCUGAGUCUCUGCAGCUCGGGAGAUGUCGGUGGGUUACUAGACCCAGGGGGCACCUCAGCCUCCCCUGGUAGUGGAGCAGCUGUAAGUGAUGGCCCAGCUGAAGGCAACAAGGUAAUCUCUGCAUCUGGAGCCAGGGCAGGCUCAGGCCCCUGACUUGGCUCAGCUGAUGCUUGUUGCAGGGGAACCUGUGCAGACUGGGGCUCUUCAGAAUCAGGCCCCAGACUUGGUUCCGAUGCCACCUGAGGCAGAGAAUCCAGUGCGGACCGAGACUCCUCCGGUUCCGAGUCCGAGCCCGAGUCCCAGGCCAUUGGACCCCCACCAGGAGGAUCACACUGCCGUGCCCCGAACAGACCCCAUCCCCCGGGAAGAUCACCCCGCCCCACCACUCUGGGUGCAGGAACAGCUAGCUCCGCCACCGAAUAUGGAGGAUUGAACACAUCUGUCAAUUUACGUUGCUCCCAGUUUGUAAUUUUUCCUGUCUAAAGUUGUGUUCUCCACAUUUCCACAUCAGUUCCACCCCCCCCCCAAAAAAAGCUUAUGCAUUAUGGCUGCAUAACUAGCAGCUUAUUUCAAGUCAAUUGUCAUUACAUAAAUAAAUCAUAUUUCGUUUAUAAACUUCCCUAGUCCAUUUUACAUUUCUGUAUCAGUUUGUGAUUUUUAAAUUGAAAGACCAUACAGUGGUACCUCACAAGACAAAUGCCUCGCAAGACGGAAAACUCGCAAAACGUAAGGGUUUUUGGUUUUUUGAGUUGCUUCGCAAGACGAAUUUCCCUAUGGGCUUGCUUCGCAAGACGGAAACGGCGUGCAAGUUUGUUUCCUUUUUCUUAAAACCGUUAAUACAGUUGCGACUUGACUUCGAGGAGCAACUCAUAGCACGCGGUGUGGUAGCCUUUUUUGAGGUUUUUGAAGACUUUGGUGAUUUUUGAAGCUUUUCCAAAACUUUCCCGACACCGUGCUUCGCAAGACGGAAAAAAUCACAAGACGACAAAACUCGCGGAACGAAUUAAUUUCGUCUUGCGAGGCACCACUGUAACUGUUUUAGCGCAAAUGUCUCCUAAUAGAUGCCUUUUUGAACUCAAGUUUUCCUGUUUUACACAUUCUUGCAAGCAAUCUUCCCAAUGUAUUUCAUAUGCCAUUUUUACUAAUGUGUAUGCAUUUUAUGCACACUUUCCCUGAAUUUUCACGUUUUUGUACACGUAAUUUGGCUGGGGAACAGCACCCCCAAAUUCAGAGAAGUGUAGAUUUCAAAGGCUAGCUGUGAUUCAGUUUGCACAUCUUGUUUUGGAAAAUACAAAUCAGGUAGGUUUGUGGCAAAAUCUGAACCACGUUUCUCCAUGAUCCUUACUGGGCAGGGAAGAAUCAAAGGCUCAAACAUCAGGGGGAAACGCUGUCUUUCUUUUGUCUUCCUGCAGAUCUGCUGAACUGUGUGUGUGAACAUCCAAACUGUCUCAAUAGCACUUGUACAGGGAAGCUGUGUUUUGUGAGCAAGCAUCUGACUGAGGGGGUAAUGAUCCACAAGAAAGGAUGCCUUCAAUCCAUGUCUGAGUUCUGCAGAGGCUCCCACACGACAAAAACUGCCAUCAUAUGUUGCUCAACCGACAUGUGUAAUUUGAAUCGCACCAUCCAGUUACCAGGUACAGCUAUGCUUUCUCUUGCAGGGACCUAGCCUCGAGGAUUAUUACAUAGCUGUCAACCGUCCCUUAUUUGGCGGGAAAGUCCCUUAUUCCAGCGCUGUGUCCCGCUGCUGUCCCCUGUUGAUGAUGUCCCUUAAAUUUCCCGGGUUUCAAAGGAAGCAGCUCCUCUCUCUCCCUCCCUGCCGGCCAGGGAGGAGGGAGGCUCCAACUGUGUUGCUUGGCUGCGUUGCUCACCCAAUAAGGAGUCUAAGAACGACUGGGGGGUGGAGCUUGCAUGCCUUGUGCUGAUCAAAUCGGCCGCGUUGCCUGGGGACUCGCCUUUGCUCAGCGCUUCCCAGCGGAGAGAUGACGGUGGUUUUCCUUGCUGCAUCCCCUUUGCCGGGUUCAUGUGCUGUGGGAACCACCGCUUGAGGCUUCGUUUGGCUGCUGGCUGGGCUUUCUGCCUUUGGCUCGGAGGAGCCCAGAAGUUGAACAUAUCUGUGCUUGGAAAAUCCCUUAUUUUGGCUGCUGGUCCCUUAUUUUCAAAUCUGUAAGUUGACAGCUAUGGAUUAUUAUUAGCUCCCAUAGGUAGGAGAUCCCACAGGUAGUAGCUAGAUUGCCAUUUGAUUGGAGUGAAUGUCUGUCACCAAUUGAAGGUGGGGAGCAGGGAAAAAAACUUAAACACAUAGCAGAGUUUCCAAAAAAUAGACAAAGAGGCAAUUGUACUUCAUCCAGCAGAACUUUACUGAUACUGAAGGUAAAUGAGCAUAAUGGUCACAAAUCCAGUACAUUCAGGAUUGGCACGGUCCAUAAAAAUCCAGUUGCAGCAAAAAACAAUAAAACUUAAAAAUUGAUAAUAAGACUUAACCUUAACACUAAGCAUACAGAACAGAACACCAGAACAAAGAGAUAGAAAGAGAAAGUGAGUGAGACCCAGGGUCCUCCUGGUCUUACUAUUAUAGUCAGUACAACCUUGACCGAAACUUAACAGAACCAAUUUAAACCAGCUGUGUACACCUUCCCAGAGAAAUAACCAAAACAUCAGAAACCUUCUUCCUGUUUCUCUCACAUAGAAAUAAACCUAGAACAUUCCUGAACUAAUCAGAAUAGGAAAGAUCUCUACAUAACGGGUCAAUACUUUCUGUACUAGGAUGUAAGCAAGGGGAAGGUACAUUUUACCACAUGUGGUUGGAUUGCAAGAUUAUUAUUUUUUUAAAGGGAAAUUAGUCUUUUAAAAGAUGCCCCAUGCAACAUGUGUACACUGUAUCCACGGGGCCUCUUUUAAAGGACUCACCCUAUACAAUGAAUUGGGGGGGGGGAUGUUUAAAAUAAUGUUUGUUAAAAAGCCAGAAUCUUUUUUGUUAGCUAUUUUAGGACAAGAGUUGCCGAAAGAAAAAUGGACAUUAUUUAUGUAUGUUACAACACCAGCAAGAAUUUUAAUGGCACAAAACUAGAAAACCAGAAGGGAUGCAGGUGGCGCUGUGGGUUAAACCACAGAGCCUAGGACUUGCCGAUCAGAAGGUCGGUGGUUCGAAUCCCCGCGACGGCGUGAGCUCCCGUUGCUCAGUCCCUGCUCCUGCCAACCUAGCAUUUCAAAAGCAUGAAGUGCAAGUAGAUAAACAGGUACCACUCCAGCAGGAAGGUAAAUGGCAUUUCCGUGCGCUGCUCUGGUUCGCCAGAAGCGGCUCAGUCAUGCUGGCCACAUGACCCGGAAGCUGUACGCCGGCUCCCUCGGCCAAUAAAGCGAGAUGAGUGCGCAACCCCAGUGUCGGCCACGACUGGACCUAACGGUCAGGGGUCCCUUUACCUUUACCUUUAGAAGACCAGAGAAGUACCGUCAAAAGAACAAGGGCAAGAAAAGUUGAUGAACUAUGCAGAGUUAGCAAAGUUAACGGACAAACUGCGUGAAAAGGACAAUAGUGAUUUUGAAAAAGAAUGGGAGCCCUUUACAAUGUAUUUGCAGAAACAACAACAAAAAUGGACUCAUUGGCAGGAUUUAUUUUUUUUUUAUAAUUGAUAUUUAUUGAAUUUUCAAAGAAUAACAACAAAAAUUUCCAAAAAAAAUUUAAGGUACAAAAAACAAAAAUAGUACAUAAACAAAAAAGAAAAGAAAACCCAGCCGCAAAGAGAAAAAAAAAGAGAAACAGAAAAACAAAAAUAUAAAGUCCUUUACAAUCUCUAUUGACUUCCUUUCUAGACUUCCUCCUCCUCCCCUCUUUUGUUUCUUAAUUUUUAAUUUUUACAGCAAAUCCUUUCUGUUUUUCAUAACAAUCUGUCAUUACGUUUCCUUAUUCUAUUUUCCCUCUUGUCAUAUAAAAACUUUAAAACUCAUAGCUUAUAUUCAAUAUUUACCAAAUUCUUGCAUCAUUACCUUUUUACGAAUCAUUUACCAAUCCUUACUUAAGCCAUGUAAUUUCAUUCAACAUCCUUCAAACAUUUGUAAGCAUUCCCAAUAUUAACACGACAAAAAGAAAAAAUAUUAAGUCACAUUCAGGCCAGUCCGCUUCCAACCUCCCUCCCCUGGACCCGGGAUUGUCAGUCCUUUUAACCUCGAUAAUCCGGCUCCUUAACCUGGUUGUCUCGUAUCCGAGGCCCUCAAGUCUCUUUCUUGCCCCUUUCGCCACUCUUGUUGAUGAUUCCUUUCCAGUCGUGGAUGCUCCAGCAAGAAAAUGCUUUUGACCCUUUGCAGCAAGUCCAUCCCAAACCCAUUGCCCAAGCCAGACAGCAAAUAAUACCACUUCAAAUUUCCACAAAGCUUGGAGACUUCAGCUACUCCAAUCCUCUGAUAGCCCAUCACCAGACUCGGAAGGUCCAAAUAACCACAUGGAGGGGGUCGAUCCAUCCCCCAUUUCCAAAUCUGACCACAUUUCAUCUUUCCGAAUCUGGUUUGUCCCAAGUUCAUUUAUCAAGUUCAAAGGCUGAUCUUGCCCGUCCAAAGGUCCCUCCAUCUCUGAAGCCUCCGUCACUACAGCAGGUUCAUAUGCUUGUAUAGCCUUUAACUGAAUUUCAUUUGUUUGCUGCUGUGCUCUGGUAACUUCCAUCAUCAAGGUCGUCUCCUGACGCAUCUGGUCCAGCUGGGCACUUAGUUUUGAAAAACCUUCCAGGAACAAUUGUUCAAGCCUUUGUACUAGCAUUGUCCUUCAAGGUCAAAGAAAAUUCUUUCCCACGAGAAUAGUCCAAUAGUCCUUCUCUUUUAAUCUCUCUGCGUUGCAAUUUCACUAAAUUCCACUAGAUGGAUUUUUUUUUUUAAAGGAAUAAAAGCAACAGCAACAAUCUUUCUUUUUCCAGAAACACUUUAUCCAAAAUUCCCCCUUCCAAAUUCAAGAGGCAACAGUAGAAUCAAAAUGUUACCCUUCUUUUAACUAACUGUCGAGCUGGAUAAACUUCAGAACGUCAAUUCUGACAGCCCGCUCCUGGUUCAGGGCGGUGGAAAAUUGCUUUAUUUUAAACUCACUUCCGCAGGAUUGAAAAGUCCAAAUACAACCCCCUUCUUCUCCUGCAGUCAAAGGGGGUUCAGAAAUCUUAGAUGUUGAAUUCUAGUUCUCUUAGAAUUUAAUUUUCAAGCUUUAGUAUAUUUUGUCUUUGCUUUCUUCACAUAACAAAAGAACGGAAGGCGACUUCCUGUUUAGACCUUCCCAUUCCGAGUCCCAAUUAAGUUCAAUUUCAAGUCCAAUAUUAUUUGUUUAUUCACCAGUCUUAAAAGUGGUUCAACUCUUCCAAGAUCAGGUACUCACGGAUAGAUAUUUUAGAUGCCAAAUUGUCCAGGAAAAAGGCAGCGCUCUCCGAUAACGGCAGUGCGGCUUUGCUGCACGGAGGAAGCAGACGACUCACAGCACCACGCACCUCCCACUCCGGGCCCGUUGCCGGGCUCCUGCACUGGGAGAGAGCGCUCUCGGUGCCCGCCGAGUCCCACGUCCUCAGGCUUCUUCCGCCUGUGGUUUUUGCGGGUCCCCGCUGCGCCGUAGCGGCAGGACCCAAGCCUCCGUGCAGCGGGUUCCCUUCAGUCCGAAGGGAAUUCCGCCAUUUUCCGGAGGCGCCACCCCGGAAGUCUCAUUGGCAGGAUUUAAAUAAACAUUUACCAUUUUAUUUAUAGAGGACAAGAAGUAUAAGAAUAUGAUAACACAGUAUUAUAAACAAACAGCAGAAUGCAUCAUUUGAUGUAAUAAACCAGAAAUGGAAGCUGAGGGAAGGGAAAGGGGGAAAAUUGGAAAAUGAAUAUUUUGUAGUGAUAUUGGAUAUUUGUUAGGAGAAAAGAAAAUCAAAUUUAAAAAUUGUUUUAAAAUAAUACUUUCUGUACUAAGAAAUGAAUAGUGACAAUGCCAAGGGGACUCCUCACCAUUAGAGAAGCGACAAUAACCGAGUUCAUUUCCUUUCUUUCCAACCAGGUGAAGAAAAUCAGCCUGAAGAAGAGAGUCCUUCUCUUAAGAACCUUCUCCUGAUGACCCUGGUCCCCCUCUUCGCUUUUCUGGUUCUCGCUGCAUUGGUGGGGCUGUUUGUGUGGAAGGUGUUCCAGAACUGGCAGACACGGAUACGGUUGAGGUCCGAUGAUCUGGAAGACAUGGAUUUCAUACUGAAGGCAUCCACGCUUGGUGACAGUACCUUAAAAGUAAGUACAGUCAUACCUCGGGUUACAGACACUUCAGGUUGCGUUUUUUCAGGUUACGGACACGUCAAAACCCGGAAGUACCAGAACGAGUUUCGGCAGUCGCGCAUGCGCAGAAGCGCUAAAUUGCUCUUUGUGCAUGCGCAGACGCGCCGCUGCAGGUUGCGAACGCUGCAGGUUGCGAACAUGCCUCCCUCACAGAUCACGUUCGCAGCCCGAGCACCCACUGUACUCAGUACAGUGGUACCUCGGGUUAAGAACUUAAUUCGUUCCAGAGGUCCGUUCUUAACCUGAAACUGUUCUUAACCUGAAGCACCACUUUAGCUAAUGGGGCCUCCUGCUGCCACCGCGCCGCCGCCGCGCGAUUUCUGUUCUUAUCCUGAAGCAAAGGUCUUAACCCCGAGGUAAUAUUUCUGGGUUAGCGGAGUCUGUAACCUGAAGCGUCUGUAACCCAAGGAACCACUGUAAUAGCACCUCUGUCCCACCUGGCAUUGGACUGCAAGCUCACCUGAAGUCCCUUGAGCUUCUGUGAUCUCCCAGAAACUCGCUUCACUGCUGGUGGUGGGCUGGUGAAAAGUUUUGGUUUGAGCUUCCUAGCUGUGCUUCAAACCAGGAUCGGUGCCAACAGCUCCCAGAAUCCUUAGGGAAGAAUCCCUUGAGCCCAAACUUUCCAGCAGGUCCUCUCACUGAUGGACCCUCCUUCAAAAAUAAAUGCCUGGUGCUCUGAUCUGUGCCGGGUAUAGCUGGGAACAGCGGCCGUUUAAGAUUCCCACAAUGACCCUGGAAUUGAUUCCCUCAAAAGUCCUAAAUGGGGUAACUGUGCCCCUGAAGGACCAGGUGCGCAGCCUGGGAGUCAUUUUGGACUCACAGCUGUCCAUGCAGGCGCAGGUCAAUUCUGUGUCCAGGGCAGCUGUCUACCAGCUCCACCUGGUACGCAGGCUGAGACCCUACCUGCCCGCGGACUGUCUCGCCAGAGUGGUGCAUGCUCUAGUUAUCUCCCACUUGGACUACUGCAAUAUGCUCUAUGUGGGAGUACCUUUGAAGGUGACCCGGAAACUACAACUAAUCCAGAAUGCGGCAGCUAGACUGGUGACUGGGGGCGGCCGCCGAGACCACAUAACACCGGUCUUGAAAGACCUACAUUGGCUCCCAGUACGUUUCCGAGCACAGUUCAAAGUGUUGGUGUUGACCUUUAAAGCCCUAAACGGCCUCGGUCCAGUAUAUCUGAAGGAGCAUCUCCACCCCCAUCGUUCUGCCCGGACGCUGAGGUCCAGCGCCAAGGGCCUUCUGGCAGUUCCCUCAUUGCGAGAAGCAAAGCUACAGGGAACUAGGCAGAGGGCCUUCUCGGUAGUGGCACCCGCCCUGUGGAACGCCCUCCUAUCAGAUGUCAAAGAGAUAAACAACUACCUGACAUUCGGAACAGAAGCCCUGUUUAGGGAAGUUUUUAAUGUGCGACACCAGCCAGAUGGGCGGAGUAUAAAUAAUAAAUUAUUAUUAUUAUUAUUAUUAUUAUUAUUAGAAAGUUAAAUGGCAGGUAGACCACCUGCUCAGAGUGCGGGCAAUCUAUUGCUGCAUGGGCCUGUGACUUUUCCCCUCAUCCUGCUUUUCCUGUGGGAAUUUAGUUCCCAUUUAGCAGAGUUUUGCAGAAGACAGCCCUGGGUCCCACUCAGGAAGGCAAUUAAAGGCAUAACAAAUAGAGACACCUUCCAAGAAAUGUGGACCCCUUUCUUUAACCAAAAUCAAGACCUUCUUAUACCAACUGAAGGAAGGUGAGGACAGGUGACCUCAUCUAGGCCCAAAGUCAUCCCCCACCAAAGCAGGCUCAAAGCUUCUCAAAACUUUUCAAAAUCAUUUUCUCAGCAGCUAAGCAUCAGAAACAUUCCGCUCUGCUGUAACAAAGGUAGAGAACAGUCCAUUGUUUCUCAGGCCUUUCUCAUGUCUUCUGGCCUUGCUAAAGAACCACAUUGCAACUUACUUUCUGUCCGGGAACCAUGCCAGAACAAGAGAUUGAAACAUAUCUGAACAUGCUGAAAACCCCUUGGCUUCUCACCCCCCCCCUUUCCUGGGGAGGGUGCCAAGAGUCCACAAUAGUCCCAAGACAGCUUUCUGUUCAUGCUCAGAGGAACUCCUGAGGGAGGAGAAAGGGGGAGGGAACUGGAAAUGGGUAUAUAUGCUUGUGCACGUGACUGUGAACUUCGUGCAUGCUUUUUGUGACUUAUCACACUUGCUCCUUCUACCAGUUCAUGGAUGGUAGAAAUAAAAGCCUUUUCUCCGAAACUAUUCCUUGAGUGUCUGUUGACUCCCACUUCCCUUUCCCAGGCGCAAUAUUUUUCCCACCCGAGGGCAAAGCCUCAUAAGGCUACACAACCACUCAAUGUUCUCAGUGGACAGGUUACAUAAAGUAAUAUGUUUCUUGAAUGUGAAGUCUAUGUCUAGAGACAACCAAACACCAUUAGAUUUACAGCUGGACAUUUAAUGGUUAUUGCAUUUGUUUAAAAAUCAAUUAAAAAUUGUUUUUGAAAAGGCAGCCCUCGGUGGUUUGACGCUUUAAUUCUCUCUUUCCCACCUAUAAAAACUAUGCAAGACACUCUCUUUUAAAAUUUAAAUAACAUAUGACUUGAUGUACUUGCACUGGCAGAUUAGAUAUACAAUUCAGGUAGGUGAUACUUAAGUUGCUAAAAUAUCUUAUGUAGAUUUGCAUCUAAGACUAACUAACAUUUACACACCGAAUGGUACUCUGGCUCUGAGGCAGGCAGCAACAAACUUGCUGCUCUAACUGUUAGGACUGUUCAACUAACUGCCAUAACUAUACCAACUGCCACAGAGUGUAUGACGUCACAGAGAAAGGCAGAUGUUGAAAGCACUGAAAUGAUUCUCAUUAUUCUGAUUCUGAUUAUUUGAUUCUUUUUUCAAUUUCAGCCGUAGAUCUCAGGGGGGUUCUGUGACAAAAGUGCAUUGAAUACAGCUUGGUAGAUCCUUGUUAGCUGUUGCCAUUUCCCUGAAGUGUGUCUCGCUUGCCUUUCCUCUGUGUGUCACCGCUUGUUUCAAAUUGCAUUUAGAACCUGCUGAACGAUGACUGCACCACCGGGAGCGGCUCUGGGCUCCCCUUCCUCGUUCAAAGAACUGUGGCUCGGCAGAUCAGCCUGGUUGAAUGUGUUGGUAAGCAGCAAGAAACCCGGUGUGCAAAUUGUCACCAACCGAGAACUUAGAAUCAUAGAGUUGGAAGAGACCACAAGGGCCAUCGAGUCCAACCCCCUGCCAAGCAGGAAACACCAUCAGAGCACUCCUGACAUAUGGUUGUCAAGCCUCUGCUUAAAGACCUCCAAAGAAGGAGACUCCACCACACUCCUUGGCAGCAAAUUCCACUGUCGAACAGCUCUUACUGUCAGGAAGUUCUUCCUAAUGUUUAGGUGGAAUCUUCUUUCUUGUAGUUUGGAUCCAUUGCUCAGUGUCCGCUUCUCUGGAGCAGCAGAAAACAACCUUUCUCCCUCCUCUAUGUGACAUCCUUUUAUAUAUUUGAACAUGGCUAUCAUAUCACCCCUUAACCUCCUCUUCUAACUUCCUAACGCAUGUGAAAACAGGAUCAUAUUUUCCAGCUCUCUCCUAAACUCUGGUCUCUCGAGCCAUUCCUUAGCUCAGCAUUGUGUGGAAUUGCCAUCACAAAUAGCAAGCCCAAGAAAGAUGGUGUUUUGUGCAGAUUGUGCAUUCAGUCCUGUUUAGGGAAGUUUUUAAAGUUUGAUGUUUUGUCGCUUUCUAAUUAUUAUUAUUAUUCUGUUGGGAGCCACCCAGAGUGGCUGGGGAAACCCAGCCAGAUGGGCAGGGUAAAAAUAAUAUAUUAUUAUUAUUAUUAUUAUUAUUAUUAUUAUUAUUAUUAUUUUAUUUUUUUUUAAAUUUCUGUGACAAAACACACCUAUGAAUCAAACACCAGUUUGGCUUCAAAUGCUUACCUUAAAGGUGAACUUAAUUUGUUCAUGUGUUCAAGGAUGUUUUUUUUUUUAAGCAAACAUUUUGAAAACAGUUCAAAUAACUAUUCCAGGGACUGCAGGGAAGAGACACGAGUUGCUGUCAUCAGAAUUGGGCUUCUACGCUUUUUACAGUGACUGAACUGUAACCACUUUAUCCAUCACUCAUUUUGAGUGAGGAAAAAUUACAUGUGUAUUGACAGCAAUAAGGAAUCUUCUAAACGUUGUCUGUCUCUCAUGCUCAGUUAUGCAACUGACACCCUUCAGUUUUCGAUUCGGGACAGAAAAUCCCAUGCUCAAAGCCCAGAUCCAAUUAGCACAGUUGAUAUGACCACACCUUGUGCUGGCCUGUGGUUUUCUUCACGCCGUGGGAGACCUGUAUUUUAGGGGAAUGGACUGUCCAAAUUGUUUAACACAAGCAAAGGUUGCCAGUUUUGCAGAUCACCAUAAACCAGGUCAGCUUGGGAGAUCUCCAUUAUUACCCUUUACGCGGGUGGCGCUUUGGGUUAAACCACAGAGCCUAGGACUUGCCCCGUGACGGGGUGAGCUCCUGUUGCUCGGUCCCUGCUCCUGCCAACCUAGCAGUUCGAAAGCACAAAGUGCAAGUAGAUAAAUAGGGACCGCUCCGGCCGAAAGGUAAACAGCAUUUCCAUGCGCUGCUCUGGUUUGCCAGAUGCGGUUUAGUCAUGCUGGCCACAUGACCCAGAAGCUGUACGCUGGCUCCCUUAGCCAAUAAAGCGAGAUGAGCGCCGCAACCCCAGAGUCGGCCACGACUGGACCUAAUGGUCAGGGGUCCCUUUACCCCAUGUUUGCCUCAUGCUUAGGACUCGUCUGCUUUCUGCUAUCUCUAAGAUGCAUGAAGAGGCGGAGGACGGGGGGCGGUAGGGGCGCCCCCGUCCAGGUGUCAUCACUGAGGGGGGGUGACAUUCGGCACACCACCCACCGGCAACUCCCAAGUCUACCCCGAGCCAUUGGGCAAAGGGGCAGAAUUGCGCCGCUUUGCCCGCAGCCUUUCCCCCUUCAUUUUGACAGCUCAGGGGAGGCUUGGGAGUCGCGGGUGGGCGGUGCGCCAUCGCCCCCCCUCCUGGGCUGCUUCCUGAGGGGGGGAAGCCUCCCCCGAGCUGUCAAAAGGAAGAGGGAAGGGAGGAAGGCUACUGGCAAAGCGGCGUGGCUCCCUAAGGGCUCACCCCCUGGAACGCUCGCUGCGGUGCCCCUCUGGGACACUCACCCCUCCUGCGUGGGACGUUUGCCCCGCCCCCAUGGCUCCGCCCCCAUGCGCACAGCAUGUGUGCCAGUCCAGGUGCCGGAACAGCUAGCUCCGCCUCUGCCUGGGUGGCAAUUCCCACAUCGUCUCAGGCAAAAAUGGAUUCUGCAUCUCAAUGGCUGAUGCCUGUGGCACAGGAAAGAUAGAUAGAUAGAUGAUAGAUAGAUGAUAGAUAGAUAGAUAAACUUUAUUCGCAUUAGCCAACGGCCAUAGCAACAUAAAACAAGCAAUAUAUACAAUUAAAAAGACAACAAUGGGUAAAAGGAAAGAUGUAUGCUAACAUUCUUUAGUGUAUUUUUAUGCACCAGCUCAGGAUGAUGAACCUAGAUAGAGGUAAGCAAAACCUCGUGUGAAAACUGUCACCCCCACCCCCAACAGGCAAAGGACGAUAUGGGGAGGUGUGGCGUGCUACGUGGCAUGGGGAAAAUGUGGCGGUCAAGAUCUUCUCGUCCCGGGAUGAGCAGUCGUGGUUCCGUGAGACAGAGAUCUACAACACCGUGCUGCUGAGGCAUGACAACAUCUUAGGUGAGCAGAAAUGGGGCAGUUUUUCCAGAAAUGUCAGCACAGAUAAAUCAGUAUUGUCAAUGCUUUUUUUUUUUUAGCCAGAGCGCAGUUCUGACACCUUUUAUUUUUAAAAAGCACUAAAUAUAUAUACAGUGGAACCUUGGUUCUUGAAUGCCUUGGUACUCAAACAUUUCAGCUCCCGAACUCUGAAAACCCGGAAGUAAGUGUUUUGGCUUUUGAACAUUUUUCAGAAGCCAAAUGUCUGAUGCAGCUGUCGGCUAUUGUUUCCGGGGCACCUGCGCCAUUCGGAAGCCGCGCCUUGGUUUUCGAACGUUUCAGAAGUCAAACAGACUUCGGGAAUGGAUUACAUUCAAGAACCAAGGUACCACUGUAUAUAAAGUCUUCAAAAUUUACAAUUUCUGAAUUUUGCCAUUCAUUUCACUAACCAAGUAACGUGUACAGAAAUGAAUAUACUAGGGCAAAGUGCAUAAAAAUGUGUGUGCUUGGGAAGAUAACAUACAGAAGUGCAUUGUAUUAGGGAAAAAUAUGAAUGUGCUUUGCAGAAUCUAUAUAUUGGGCAAAAUUGCCACAAAAAUCUGUAUAUUAGGAGAAAUAAGCCCUAAAAUCCUGGUGAAUUUUAAUAGGUGCUUUUGAAAAUAGAGGUCACAAACCAGUACGGAAAUGUUGAAAACUCCAGAUUGGGAAAAAUGAAGAACUAAGCAAAACCGCAACGGCAGUAUUUGUCCAUCCCUACCUCACAUCUCCUUUAUUUUCUCCUCCUUCUGCCUCUGUGCAGUCACAGAUAGCAAACCUGGGAGAUGCCUUUGUUUGGAAUCGUGAAGAGUGAGUUUGAGGCCUACUGCCAGUCAUAGCAGAGUAUUGAGGAUAAUGGGCUGUGGGUCCAACAGCAUAGCAUCUAUUCUCAGUUCACCAAUCCCCUCCUUCAGUUUUUACUCUUGUCUGCAAUCCCUUCCUAGUUAUCCUAGCUCAGGCAUAGGCAAACUCGGCCCUCCAUAUGUUCUGGGACUACAACUCCCAUCAUCCCUGACCACUGGUCCUGUUAGCUAGGGGUGAUGGGAGUUGUAGUCCCAAAACAUCUGGAGGGCCGAAUUUGCCUAUGCCUGUCCUAGCUUCACCUUUUCCUGCUUCUCUCCCUUUCUCCUCCAUCCUUCUUAUUUCACAUACCCCUCACUCUCACAACCCGCUCCUAAAAUUUCCUUAGGGGAAAACAGGCAGCCAUUUUGCAUUUCUUUCUGAAGCACCUUGAUCAUUCAUGCCCACUCCUGAUUUCUGCCCUCCUUCAACCGACCGCAGGAUUCAUUGCCUCCGACAUGACCUCCAGGAACUCCAGCACCCAGCUGUGGCUGAUCACCCACUACCAUGAGCACGGCUCCCUCUACGACUACCUUCAGCACACAGCACUGAAUGUGGAGAGCUGCCUGCUCUUUGCCAACUCCAUCAUCUGCGGCCUCCUCCAUCUCCACGUGGAGAUCUUUGGUACCCAGGGCAAGCCAGCCAUUGCUCACCGGGACCUAAAGAGUAGGAACAUCUUAGUCAAGAACAACAAGCAGUGCUGCAUCGCUGAUCUGGGUAAGUAGACUUCAGGUGCUGAGGUGGCGCACUGGAAAUGCUGGUCCAACCUCUGCUUAAGGAAUUAGAAAGCUUUUGAGGGGAAGAAGAGAGUCAUGGGGAAGUCUGGCUCCCGCAUCUUCCAAGUGAUGAAAAAGAAAGGUAAAGGUAAAGGACCCCUGGAUGGUUAAGUCCAGUCAAAGGCGACUAUGGGGUUGCGGCGCUCAUCUCGCUUUCAGGCCGAGGGAGCUGGCGUUUGUCCACAGACAGCUUUCCGAGUCAUGUGGCCAGCAUGACUAAACCGCUUCUGGCGCAACAGAAACCAGAGCGCAUGGAAAUGCUGUUUAUCUUCCCACUGCAGUGGUACCUAUUUAUCUACUUGCACUGGUGUGCUUUCCAACUGCUAGGUGGGCAGGAGCUGGGACAGAGCAACGGGAGCUCAACCCGUCACAGGGAUUGGAACCGCCGACCUUCUGAUCGGCAAGCCCAAGAUGCUCAGUGGUUUAGACCACAGCGCCACCCGCGUCCCCUUUCCAAGUGAUUACACACAAGUGGGCACACAGAAAGGCAGGCAGGUGGGCUGCUAGCCAGGGGCGGAGCUACGUGCCCCAGCACCAUGGGAUGGGGCUAGCUGCCAGCACGGCGAGUGGGGGGGCACUGUUUGCCACCUGCGCCAGUGUCGACCCUAGCGGCAUGCCGCCCGUGCAGCGAGCAUCCGGGGUGCUGCCCAUGCCACAAGCAUGGGGGGUGGCAUGGCGAUGUCACCUGCCGUCAUGGCUAAUACCCGGUGCGCACCACAGACCCCCCACCUGCCUUCCUCCAUCAGUGCUGCCAGCCACUCCAAGCCAGAAUGGAGAGGUGUGGUUUUCGUGUAGGGAUGUGAAUAGUUGCUAGGUGAGGGUAUAUUUAUUGGCUAUUAUCCUUCCUCGUGUUUGUGAGUCCAGCAGAGUGUGUCCCUUUGUGGACUAUAUGGAACUGGCUGAGAUGACCGGCAGAAUUUGAGACCAGGGAGAAGGGUCGAUGGAAGAAGAUUGGAAAAAAUUCAAAAUAUAUCUUCAAAAGUAUUGCAAUAUAAAAGAAUGUUAGAAGGAGGUUGGAAAAAGAAUAUUAGGUCGUUUCGGUAGAUACGAUAUAAUGGAAUAAGUAAAGAUGAGUUGAUGAAUUUGAUGAAAUAGAGGAGGUUUAAUUAUAUUACUUUAAUUUUAAAAUACGUAAAUGAAAAUAAGAUUAGAGGGAUUUGCUGGAAAUACGAUUUGAACUAGAAUACAAAAUUGGGAGGUGAGAGGAGGUCAAUGGAAAUAAGUAAAGGGAAAAGGAUAUGUAAAGGUUUAACCUGCUUUUGUUUUAUUUUUAACUUAAUACAUUUUUAUAUUUUUGUUAAGUUCUCUUUUUAUUCUAUAUUUUUGUUGUUUUUACUUGUUUAUUUUUUGCUCUGUUAUGGUCAAAGUUUUCUUUGUACUCUGUAUGGUUUUUCUUUUUUUCUGUGAUUUUAAAUUUGGAAUAAAUAUUAUUUUUUUAAAAAAACAGAGUGUGUCCCUUUGCAGCUUAAAAGGGAAGCUUAGAUAGGCUAGUUUUAGCCUUUUAGCAAUCCAGGGUGCUUUAAGGCAGACUGGAUUCUCCUGCUAUUCCCCCCCUCCCUUAAAACAAUAAUCACACAAACAGUCUUGUAAAAUGUGAAAAUAACAUUUACUCACUCAGAAUACUUGUUGAUGAGUAACAAAUACAGUGGUACCUCGGGUUACAUACGCUUCAGGUUACAUACACUUCAGGUUACACACUCUGCUAAAUCAGAAAUAGUGCUUCAGGUUAAGAACUUUGCUUCAGGAUAAGAACAGAAAUCGGGCUCUGGCGGCGCGGCGGCAGCAGGAGGCCCCAUUAGCUAAAGUGGUGCUUCAGGUUAAGAACCGUUUCAGGUUAAGAACGGACCUCUGGAACGAAUUAAGUACUUAACCCGAGGUACCACUGUACAGCAGCUUUGUUCAGACAGACUUAAAACAGUAAUUCAGUUACUAGUAUAUGCUUUAGUCUUAGCAUAAGUUGGCAGGAUGUUGUAACAGGUUCAUCGGUUGCCAUCAUAGACCAGCAUUCUUCUAACCAUUGGCACUGUUUCUCCCUCAGGUCUGGCAGUCAUGCAUUCCCAGAGCAGCGACUACUUGGACAUUGGAAACAACCCAAGGGUGGGCACAAAACGUUACAUGGCGCCUGAAGUUUUAGAUGAACAGAUUCAAAUGGACCGCUUUGAAUCCUUCAAGCGGACCGACAUUUGGGCAUAUGGCCUCGUCCUCUGGGAGAUAGCCCGGAGAACUGUCGUUAACGGUAAGGGGACCAUUAAUUCAAGGUUCAAAUAUAAUGAAGUUGUUUUGUCAAUCCCACUCUUUUUACGAUGGCCAUAAAGGACUUCUUUCUGACUCCCUAGCCCAGAGAUGGGAAACCUGUGGCUGUCCAUAUGUUGUUGGACUGCUGGCUCCUCAACCUUGUCCUAAGCCAUAGCAUGUGGCUUGUUUUCCAAGCUUUUCUCUAAAAACAUUUUAAGCAUUUUUAACCAGUUCAUUAACCAAAAGGGCUCCCGGAGUGGCUUACAUCAGAUCAGCAAAAGCAGUAACAGUCCCUGCUGUCUUAUUAGAUCAGGGACUCGGCUAUACAGCUGCAAAUCAAACCUUUUAAGCGUGUUGUAAGGUGCGUUACACAAAUGUGACACUACACGGCAAUAGUGAGCUAUGGGACAUUCAAUAUAUUUUUCAAAGUGUUUUUGUUUUUUUAAAGCUUUCUCGCAAGGUUUUUUAUAUGUGUCUAGAUUCCUCCAGGACAUCCGAAGUCCCAUCUGGACUCGCCCCGCCCCCCUGCCAGCAAAUACCUCUGGAAAGUUCUGUCUCCAUCCCACAGCAAUUGACCAUGUGCAUUUUACCAUUCUAUGCAGUGCUUGGCUUCUGGUACGUUGCCUCUCUCCUCUGUUGGAGGCAGCAUGCCUCUGAACAUCAGUGGCUGGGACUCGGAGGUGUGGAGAAUGCUGUUGUGCUUAAAUCCUGCUUGCAGGUUUCUCAUAGGGGCACCCGGUUCGUGUGCUCUAUGGGUCUUCAUCUGUCCCUGGCCAGAGUCACGUGGAGUGCUGUGCGCCCGGCUUUGCAAUCUCCAAUGAUCAGCUGAAUGUUGGCAUUUUGCAAGCUGUGCCUUUUCCUGCACGGUUUUAUUUCAAACCAUGCGGGCAAAAAACAGGUCUGUCCCCCACAAAUCAUGCUGGCAUGUGAUUGAAAGGUGGGUGGGUCAGGGAGAUCAAGAUCUGGCUCCCCUAGCUAGAUCCAGUUUCCCAACCCUGCUGUAACAUCUCAGACAGACAGCCUGUCUAAAUUGUCAAUUUAGGAUUGAAAAUAGCAGCUGCAGCCAGAGAAUGCAAAGGGGAGGACAGCUAUACACCACCAUCUCCCUUUGCAUUUGGCUCCCUGCGCAGGAAUAAUCACUAAUCAGGCUUGUUAAUGCGAAGGCUUUCGGCUGGUCUAGUUGGAUGGAGGCUUCUCUUUUAUUUUCCUUUUCCACGCGAAUGAUUAGCUGUAAAUUAUAAACACUGUAAUCUAGUGUCAGCGCCAGGCUUACUGAUUAAAGGGACCAUUAGACUCAAUCAGCACUUUGUUUGUUCAGCUCUGAUUAGGAAACAAGCAGCAUCGCAGCUCAGUCUGGCAAUGGGCCACGUCCAUGGAACUUCUGCUAUCCCCCAGCCAAUCCUGCAGGGGAAUCGCAGCAAAGCCUUCAUAAGGAUGCAGAGGCCUCCGAGAAACGGCUUCUUGUCCUGUUUCUCCCCGUAUGCAUUCAUGUAGGAAAGAGGCCAGAACCUGAUCUUCGCUAGGGAACUUUGCAGGGUGAAAAUGGUGCAAUUCUCAUACCCUCCGACAUUUCUCCGAAGGAAAUAGGGACAUUUAUUCCAUACCUUCCAACAUUUAUCCAGUGAAAGUUUUGCUGUUUAGUCGUGUCCAACUCUUUGUGACCCCAUGGACCAGAGCACACCAGGCACUUCUGUCUUCCACUGCCUCCCGCAGUUUGGUCAAACUCAUGCUGGUAGCUUCGAGAACACUGUCCAACCAUCUCGUCCUCUGUCGUCCCCUUCUCCUUGGGCCCUCCAUCUUUCCCAACAUCAGGGUCUUUUCCAGUGAGUCUUCUCUUCUCAUGAGGUGGCCAAAGUAUUGGAGCCUCAGCUCCAGGAUCUGUCCUUCCAGUGAGCACUCAGGGCUGAUUUCCUUAAGAAUGGAUCGGUUUGAUCUGCUUGCGGUCCAUGGGACUCUCAAGAGUCUCCUCCAGCACCAUAAUUCAAAAGCAUCAAUUCUUCGGCAAUCAGCCUUCUUUAUGGUCCAGCUCUCACUUCCAUACAUCACUACUGGGAAAACCAUAGCUUUAACUAUACAGACCUUUGGCGGCAAGGUGAUGUCUCUGCUUUUAACGUCCUAAGGAAAAGUGGGACAUUCCAGGAUCAAAUCAGAAACCUGGAUGGCUUCCGUAAAUCCAUUACUGUGCCUGGAAAACAGGGACACUUGGAGGGUUUCCUGAAUUUUGCAGUGCGUGCAGGUUCCCUGUAAAUAAUGGAAUGAUGUAGACGGAGGUUUGGUGCAGCUGCUAUUUAGUCUUCAUGCAGGGAAGAACAGAGUCAAAAAGUAAGGGAAUGCCAAAUGAGAGACAGUGCGCUGCUGGUGAGAGAGAUGGGUUAGGACUGGGGAGACCUGAGUUCUGAUCUCCCCCCCAGGCAUGGAAGUUAUUUUGGGCAGCUUCUAGGCUGGUUGUUUAUUGAGCAUCCUUCCAGAUAGAUUUGUGUGGUGGUUACACAACAUUGUCAGCUAGGGGUUGUUGUUCUGCACUUUACAACACAAUUUCCCAUCAUUUUUCGUAUCUUAAUUGCACUGGAAGGUGCUAGAUAACAGCUAGAUCUUGUACAACUCAGAAAACCCAUCUGGAAGCAUCUUAGAUGAGCCUAGGCCAAUCAUUUUUCAUAGCCUAACAGACUUCACAAGGUUGUUAUGAGAAUAAACUGUGGGUUGAGGGAGACCCAUGUGCACUGCCCUGAGCUCUUUAGAGAAAGGAGCUACAUUAUUUAUUAUUAGUAAUAAUAAACCCAUCCCAAUCUCUUGCCCAUAGAGAAGGUAUUGGAGGCACAGUCUGCCUGAUACUAAGGUCCAAGAUUCAGAACUAUGCGUCCUGAAAUCAUGAUGUUAACUUGUUCCUGUGGCUUGGAUGCUUCUCAGUUUACAAUGAUGUCAGCCAGGGUUCACCCUGACCUUUCCCUGUGGGGAAUUUCUAUUAUAGGUGAAGCAGCAGUUUGCUAAUUCUCAGCCCUACCUGCCCCCAGAAAUGAGAGGCUGAAAAGAAAACACUUGUUAAUUAAAAAGCAAAAAGAAUCUCCUAGUCAAAGCACAGAUUGGCCGGGCUAAUCCUAUAUCUCUCUUUUGGAAUAGGCACUGCCCAUUAAUAAGCCUAUUAUAUUCACAGUGCACGACCUUAAUUGGAUGCCUGUUAACUGUUAAGUGCCUAAUGUGACUAUAUGCCUGCACACAUAUGCCAGCAGAAACACACACAAUCUCUACCAAAUGUGGAGUCCUAUACAAAAAAUAUAGAGAAAUCGUUGCUUGCUUUGAUUACUGUUUUGAUGGGCCUGAUCAUCCACAGCAUUGACAGUUCUUUUUUUAGUUAUAACAAGGCACAGUGCGACAUUUCGCUGGGCUUUGGGGCAAUCAAUAUUUAAGAAACCCAGAAAACACAAUGUCAGCGAGCCCCAAAUGGUUAAAGUCUCCAGUGCUAAAGACAUAUGGAGCCAAUUAGCAUUGGAAUGGAUUAACAAACAAAAGACCAGCUGCCAGAGCUUCUAGGUGAGAGGAGAUUUUGGCCACCAGGUGGUGCCAAAGGCACAAGGCUUUAGGAACAAUGGCCUCUUGCCAUUUGGUUGGCAACCCCUUGAAAAUAACUUGUCGGAGGUGGAGACUAGUUUGAGCUUUGGGGCGGGGGAGCUGCACCCUGGUCAGCCUCGCAGGACCAUUGGCCCAGGCGACACUUCCUGCUGAGUUCUCAACCAAAUCCUUUUUUGUUACGGGGUUUUGUAAGCUUAGAAAGAAAGGCGAGUCUUCUUCUUCUUUGGCGUUUAUCGUAGCCAAGUAAGAUUGUCUUCCAUAAAUACGGUUUUGUUAAUGAGUCCGUAAGUAACUGUGGAGGGACGCGGGUGGCGCUGUGGGUAAAUCCUCAGCGCCUAGGGCUUGCCGAUCGCACGGUCGGCGGUUCGAAUCCCCGCGGCAGGGUGAGCUCUCGUCUGCGGUCCCAGCUCCUGCCCACCCUAAAGUGCAAGUAGAUAAAUAGGUACCGCUUUCUAGCGGGAAGGUAAACAGCGUUUCCGUGUGCUGCGCUGGUGCCAGCUCGCCAGAGCAGCUUCGUCACGCUGGCCACGUGACCCGGAAGUGUCUGCGGACAGCGCUGGCCCCUGGCCUCUUAAGUGAGAUGGGCGCACAACCCUAGAGUCGGACACGACUGGCCCGUACGGGCAGGGGUACCUUUACCUUUUACCUUUAAGUAACUGUGGAGGCCAAUUCUGGAUCCACACGUCCUUCCACAGUGGCGACAUAGGUUUCCGGGCGGGAGCUGAUCACGGUGAGGGUUUGCCAAGCGUGUCUUCCUCUUGGCACGUUUCUCCCUUUUGUCCUGGGUUCGAGCGUCUUCAAAGUCCAUGACACCUUUGGAAAAGGCUGUUCUCCAACUGGAGCGCUCACAAGCCAGUGUUUCCCAGUUGUCGGUGUUUCUACUACAUUUUUUAGAUUUGCCUUGAGAGAGUCUUUAAACCUCUUUUGUUGACCACCAGCAUUACGCUUUCCAUAUUUAAAUUCAGAAUAGAGUACCGUGGUACCUCGGGUUACAUACGCUUCAGGUUACAGACUCCACUAACCCAGAAAUAGUACCUCGGGUUAAGAGCUUUGCUUCAGGAUGAGAACAGAAAUCACGUGGCAGCAGCAGAAGGCCCCAUUAGCUAAAGUGGUGCUUCAGGUUAUGAACAGUUUCAGGUUAAGAACAGACCUCCAGAACGAAUUAAGUUCUUAACCCAAGGUACCACUGUAGUUGUUUUGGGAGACGAUAAUCAGGCUUCUUCCACCCAAAGAUAUCUUGGGAUAUGUCAGUCUAUAGCAGAGCUUUCCAAACUUUUCAUGUUGGUGGUGACAUACUUUUUUAGACAUGCAUCAUUUCGCGACGCAGUAAUUCAGUUUUACUAGCAAAACGGACAUUUAACCCUUUUUCAGCCCUGGGAGGAGUGCGGGGAGCAUUCACAGGACACACCUACACUCUGUGGCCAACACACUAAUGCAGGGGUCAGCAAAGUUUUUCAGCAGGGGGCCGGUCCACUGUCCCUCAGACCUUGUAGGGGGCCGGAAUAUAUUUGGGGGGGGGGAUGAUGCAAGAGCACCACAAGCCCUGGUGACUGCUUACCUGUGUCUUGCGAGCGGUGGGGGCUGGCGGUGGCGGAGGGACGAUGAGCGGCGCGCAAAAGGGCUCCGGAGAGGGGCUCCUUAAAAUGGCAGCCGCUCAAGUGCUGCUGCUGCUGGCAAUAACAAAGCUCAGCCCCCUUCCUCCUCUAGGCAGGGCAGGGAGAAGCCAGAAGGAGGGAGGGAGGAGGCGCUGCCACUGCUGCCGCCAUGUGAGGGAGAGGGAAAGAGCACACGCACUGGUGAUCCACGUGGCGAUUCCCGGACCGUCCGUGGGCCGGAUCCAGAAGGCAAUUGGGUUUGAUCCGGCCCGUGGACCUUAGUUUGCGUAGGUAAAGGUAAAGGGACCCCUGACCAUUGGGUCCAGUCGUGACCAACUCUGGGUUUGCGGCGCUCAUCUCACUUUAUUGGCCGAGGGAGCCGGCGUACAGCUUCCAGGUCAUGUGGCCAGCAUGAUUAAGCCGCUUCUGGCAAACCAGAGCAGCGCACGGAAAUGCCAUUUACCUUCCCGCCAGAGCAGUACCUAUUUAUCUACUUGCACUUUAAUGUGCUUUCAAACUGUUAGGUUGGCAGGAGCAGGGACCGAACAAUGGGAGCUCACCCCGUCACGGGGAUUCGAACCGCCGACCUUCUGAUCGGCAAGUCCUAGACUCUGUGGUUUAACCCACAGUGCCACCCACGUCCCUCCUUAGUUUGCCUAGGUAAAGGUAAAGGUACCCCUGCCCGUACGGGCCAGUCUUGACAGACUCUAGGGUUGUGCGCUCAUCUCACUCUAGAGGCCGGGAGCCGGUGCUGUCCGCAGACACUUUCGGGUCACGUGGCCAGCAUGACGAAGCUGCUCUGGCGAUCCGGCAGCAGAGGAGCACACGAAAACGCUGUUUACCUUCCCGCUAUAAAGCGGUACCUAUUUAUCUACUUGCACUUAAGGGUGCUUUCGAACUGCUAGGUGGGCAGGAGCCUGGACCGAACGGUGGGAGCUCACCCCGCCGCGGGGAUUCGAACCGCCGACCAUGCGAUCGGCAAGUCCUAGGCGCUGAGGUUUUACCCACAGCGCCACCCAUGCACUAAUGUGUCACAACACACAGUUUGGAAAGUGCUGGUCUAUAGCCUGACAUUUUCUUGGAAUCCAGAAAUGCCCCACUGCUUAGCUUUUCAGAUCUGGAUUUCCUGUUGCCAAACAAACCACCCGUAUUGUCAAAUUUGGCUAGGGUGUGUGAAAAUAGCAAAAGACUGUACUUUUGCACCCGCCAGCCAUUGAUGAUUCCAUGGCUUCAUAUCACAAUUUGUCACUGCCUGCAGUAGAUUACAUGGACAUGUUUUCCCCGUGAUAUAGGAACAAGAUUAAGAUAUCAGUGCCAUCAGCAAUCACUGUGACAAGCUUACACCCAGCAAAGUUCAAAGCAGCUCUUUACAACUGCUGUAGCACGAGCCCUUUAUGACCUUUUCCCUGCUAGUAGUUCUCAAAAUUGUGUGUGUUUGUUUUUGGAACUAAGAGGCAUUCUGGUGAUAAGGACCUUAGAAUUCUCAUGAAACAUUACUGCCACUGUUUACCAUUUGUCUGUAUCUUUUCUACACCCCUGUCCAUCAAACACCACUCAAAACUAUUGCAUAACUCUGCUUUUCCAACAUGCAUUUCAGAUAAAUACCUCAGAAACACAUCUUGAAAAAGCAACAUUAUGAAGUAAUCAGAAUGGUGCUAGCCCACAUAUUCAAUAUCCACCCAUCUGCAAAUUGGCUUGAGCUGUGAUGUUGUACCCGGCCAUCAAGAAUACAGCAAGGUUUUUUUCAUGUUAGGGUUCACAUUGGCUGUCAUGGUAUAGGCCCUGCUCAACAGAGGUUCUCUCCGGAUUUCUGUAAAUCUUACGUAAAUCUCUGUCCAAAAAUUAUGGUGCUGCUCUUUGGCCAACAACCUUUAAGAGCAACUCACAAAUUACAGAACAGUUUUGCAUCCAGAUCUAAAAUAAUGCAAAAGAGUAAUACAGUGGUACCUCGGGUUACAGACGCUUCAGGUUACAGACUCCGCUAACCCAGAAAUAGUACCUCGGUUUAAGAAAUUUGCUUCAAGAUGAGAACAGAAAUUGUGCUCCAGCAGCACAGCAGCAGUGGGAGGCCCCAUUAGCUAAAGUGGUGCUUCAGGUUAAGAACAGUUUCAGGUUAAGAAUGGACCUCCAGAAUGAAUUAAGUUCUUAACCCGAGGUACCACUGUAAAAACAGCAGAAAUAAUCUGAGGCACCACUUUAAAACCAGCUGGCUGAUAUGCUGGAAUGCCUGCACUGGCGGAGGAACGGGGGGGCAGGGGGCAUACAGCCCCCGGCACCAUGGGGGAGGGCGGUACCAUCGCAGCUGCCCCCCAGAUUUGCGCCGCACACCCCCCUAUACACACUGCACCGGGAGCAUGCAGCUUCGCCUAGGACCCUCGUACCUACGGGACCGCCUAUCCCGGUAUGUCCCACAGAGAGCCUCAAGGUCCAUAAAUAGCAACACCCUAGAGGUCCCGGGCCCUAAGGAAGUUAGAUUAGCCUCAACCAGAGCCAGGGCCUUUUCAACACUGGCUCCGGCCUGGUGGAACACUCUGCCUCAUGAGACCAGGGCCCUGCAGGAUCUGAUUUCUUUCCGCAGGGCCUGUAAGACAGAGUUGUUCCACCUGGCCUUUGGCUUGGAGCCAGUUUGAUUCCCUCCCCCUCUUUUUCCUUUCUCUUCCUGUGAUGAGGCUGCAUUUUAACAUUUUAAUAUUUUACUGUUUCAAUAUUUUAAUGUUGUAUUUUAAUCUUGUUUUUAAGUUGUAUUCAUUCAACUUGUUUUUAUUAUUGCUUGUUAGCUGCCCUGAGCCCGGCCUUGGCUGGGGAGGGCGGGGUAUAAAUAAAAAUUAUUAUUAUUAUUAUGAAUGCCUGUGCAAAUAAAAACAUUGCCCGGCACUGGGAAGUUGUGAGGUGUGUGGCAUCGGGCAAUUCUACCUGGGAAAGAUUUUCCAAAUGUGGUGUGCCACUCAUGAAAGGCUCUUUCUCUCCAGUCACCACACACCUAACUUCAGGCAGCUGGGCAUCUCUAGAAGGGUAUCUGAUGAUGAUAACAUUCAGGGGAACCUAAGUUCCAAGGUAUUUGGGGAUUUUAAGAUCAGCACCAGGACUUUUAAUUGUGCCCAGAAAUGGAACCACAGCCAGUGAAGUUAUUUAAAGAUUAGAUAUGGUCUCUACAGCCCAGCCCAUUUCAAAGCCUAAUGGUUCCAAUUUCAUCUACAGUCAUACCUUGGUUCUCAAACGCCUUGGUACUCGUACGUUUUGGCUCCCGACCACCGAAAACCCAGAAGUGAGUGUUCCAGUUUUUGAAUAUUCUUUGGAACCCAAAUGUCCGAUGCGGCUUCCGAUUGAGUGCAGGAAGCUCCUGCAGCCAAUCAGAAGCCGCACCUUGGUUUUUGAAUGUUUUUGUAAGUCAAACGGUCUUCCAGAAUGGAUUAUGGAACCAUGGUACAACUGUAUAUGUUUCCACUCAAGUCUUCAAAUAUCCUGUUGGAAGCUGCCCAGAGUGGCUGGGGAGGCCCGGCCAGAUGGGCAGGGUAUAAGUAAUAAAUGAUGAUGAUGAUGAUGAUGAUGAUGAUGAUGGAAAGCACAUUGCAGUAGUCUAGCGUAGAUUACCAUGGCUGGUGGAUGCACUUGAUUGUGUUUAAUGAGAGGCAUACACACGUUUGGCUCAUAGGGCAUGUAUCAAUGUGAUGGGUUUGCGCCAUCAACAAUACGACUGUUCUUCGGCAAUCUCGCCAUUUCUUCUUGUGCUGAUUUCAGCGCUAUGACAUUUUUGAACAAAUUGCCCUUUCCCCCUCCUGUAUUCUCUUGCCAAACUCCUCAGCUUCAUUGGCAAUUAUCUUAUGCUGGCUAUGCUGUUCCACUGAAUGUAUUAAGUAAACCAGAAAAAUACGAAUGGAAUUGAUUACAAUGUGCCAAAAACAUGCAGUUAUCUUGCUUGCCAUAGCUUUGAAAUUUCCGGAUAUCCUAGCAUCAAAAAUGUCAGUGCAUUGCAAAAUGAGGGUGCUGACUAGCUGAUCACAGUGCAAGGCUGGAGCAUGUCAGCUUCCCUUGAUCUGUGAAUAAACUUUUCAGGCCAUCUUCAGGAUCUUAAUGCUCUCUUUCUUUUUAAAAAUUCAAAUACUGUUUUUAUUUAUUUUCAUGGUACAGAAGAUCGAUUUUGAGAAAACAAUUGUUACAACAAUUGUUGUCCUGAUAAAAUUAUAGACUUUUAUCAUGCCAUGUGUUAAAGUUUCAUUUAAGAACUCUUAAGAGAUCAUGCCAGGGACACGGAUGGCGCUGUGGGUUAAACCACAGAGCCUAGGACUUGCCAAUCAGAAGGUUGGCGGUUCGAAUCCCCGCGACGGGGUGAGCUCCCGUUGCUCGGUCCCUGCUCCUGCCAACCUAGCAGUACGAAAGCACGUCAAAGUGCAAGUAGAUAGAUAGGUACCACUCCAGUGGGAAGGUAAACGGCGUUUCCGUGUGCUGCUCUGGUUCACCAGAAGCGGCUUAGUCAUGCUGGCCACAGGACUCGGAAGCUGUACGUACGCAGGCUCCCUCGGCCAAUAAAGCGAGAUGAGCACCGCAAUCACAGAGUCAGCCGCAAGUGGACCUAAUGGUCAGGGGUCCUUUAAGAGAUCAUGCCACAUUUUCCCAUGAGUGCUGGGUGGAUUCCUGCCACAGUCUGAACAAUUUAUGUAUUCAAUAAACAUUUGCCAUAUGUUAUAAAAGGAAUUUGGUUGUGCUUGCCCUUUGCCGCUCUCACCUGGCAUGUUGGUUUCUCAGCUAAUGCUAUUGACCAUACUCUGUUAUACCAAAAAUCAAUGUUCAACCCCUGACCAGUUUUCCAACAUCUGGCUAUCUCCAUACGAGCAGCAGUCAACAGAAAGGCUGAAAGGUCAUCUUUAGGAUAAUUAUGAGCAGACGGGAUCCUGGUGCUUUCUAAAAUGGGCAUGGGCUCUUCUUUCUCAAAUUAACGCUACAUACCUGAUGAUACUGUACAUGCGCCACAGGUAGCAACAGAAAAUAUAUCUGCUUGAACCCCUGCUCCCCACAAAUCGUUGCCUGUGUGUUUCAAGCUUUGAAAAUCAUCUCACAAAAUCACAGCUGUUUCUGGUAGGGCAGCAGGCAUGGAGACCAACAGCAGGUGGCGCCAAAGCCAAUGACAGGUGAAGCCAUCCUAAUUCUAGUCCCGUCCCCCCUCCUUCUCUCUGCUGAGUUCCACAAGAACCAACAUUGAGACGGAGGAGGAGGAGGAAUGUGACAGGCAUUGCUAGCCUCUGCACUGCUUGUUAGAAAAAUGCAGGUAGGUGGGUCCUGUCCGACGCUGCCAGGCUGAGGUUGUGGGGCAGUUCCCCAGUCAGCCGCAGGGGUCAGCAAACUUUUCCAGCAGGGGGCCGGUCCACUGUCCCUCAGACCAUGUGGGGGACCGGACUAUUAAAAAAAAAUAAUGAACGAAUUCCUAUGCCCCACAAAUAACCCAGAGAUGCAUUUUAAAUAAAAGCACACAUUCUACUCAUGUAAAAACACACUGGUUUCCGAACUGUCCGCGGGCCAGAUUUAGAAGGUGAUUGGACCGGAUCCAGCCCCCGGGCCUUAGUUUGCCUCCCCAUGGCCUGUGGAAAGAUACAAACAAGCUGCUGUCACAUGCUUUUAACUGUCUCUAAUAUAAUGGCCACCAAAAACUUAACGCAGGCAUAUCAGAACAUUCAGGGUCUUACUACUUUAUCAGAUCCCUUUAUGUUUCGAACAGAAUUUGUGUGGAGCUGAUAGCAUGCUUUGUGUAUUCCCACAGAGUGGGGCAGUGCUGGGAUAAAGAGCUGCUAAAGCAUGGGUAGGCAACCUAAGGCCUCUGGGCUGGAUGUGGCCCAAUCACCUUCUCAAUCCGGCCCGCGGAGGGUCCGGGAAUCAGCGUGUUUUUACAUGCGUAGAAUGUGUCCUAUUAUUUAAAAUGCAUCUCUGGGUUAUUUGUGGGGCACAGGAAUUCAUUCAUAUUUUUUUUUUCCAAAAUAUACUCCGGCCCCCCACAUGGUCUGAGGGACAGUGGACCAACCCACAGCUGAAAAAGGUUGCUGACCCCUGAGCUAAAGCUUUGCCCCCCCCCCUUAAAGUCUGCAAGCCUUUGGCCAUCAACAUGACACAAGUUCCUACCUUCGCCGGGGUUUUCCUAACACAGGAAAUGGUUUGAAGCGCUUUACUUGCUCCUCAAAACACUUUUGACAGCCGCCGAAAGGAACAGCAGCCAGAUAGGUUCGGUAUAACUUUUCCCAGGCAACAUUAGCAAACGUAUUGUUUUAAAACUGCACAAUUGACUAGCAUCCUUAAUACGCUGACAGAUGAAACACUCAUCAUCGCUGUAAAGAGUAUUUUUGUGGAUUAAGGCUUUCCAUGCUGAUAUGGUGAUGACAGAAAGGGGGAGGGGGGUUUCAGUGAGGUCAUGUAUAUUUCAAGGGGCCCCUAGAGGUAUACUGUAUCUCUGUACCCCCUGCUGAAGUAUUGUCAGUGGAGACUGCACAACCAAGUUUCAGAAAUGUACCUUCCUUGCAACAUUCUCUCAUAUGGGAGAAAGUAAAGAGAUUCACUUAGAGACACCAUCACUGCAACUACAGCUAAACCUGUCCUGUGUCGCUAGUGACACCAUUGUCUAGUGUGAUAGACUCCUUUUGCAUGUAUCCCCCAGCCAGAUUGCAGACCAUUUCCCCAUAGAAGUGAAAGGGAAAUGGAACCUUCUGUUUGGAUCAACAUAUCCCUCUGUCUAGGGACACGGGUGGCGCUGUGGGUUAAACCACAGAGCCUAGGACUUGCCGAUCAGAAGGUCGGCGGUUCGAAUCCCCGCGAUGGGGUGAGUUCCCGUUGCUCGGUCCCUGCUCCUGCCAACCUAGCAGUUCAAAAGCACGUCAAAGCGCAAGUAGAUAAAUAGGUACCGCUCCGGUGGGAAGGUAAACGGCGUUUCUGUGUGCUGCUCUGCUUCACCAGAAGCGGCUUAGGCAUGCUGGCCACAUGACCCGGAAGCUGUACGCCAGCUCCCUCGGCCAAUAAAGCAAGAUGAGCGCCGCAACCCCAGAUUCGGUCACGACUGGACCUAAGGUCAGGGGUCCCUUUACCUUAUCCCUCUGUCUGCAAAUCCUCACCCUGUGUGCCAUUUCUUGCUCGUUCUCAAGUUUAGCUUGGGGCCUGCAGCAGACCAAGGUACAUACUGCACACAUUUGCAGAUGAGUUAGACAGUUUGGUGUACAGCAAUAUGGAUGGAAUGCCCUAUAGAUCUGCACACCCUGACCUCAAACAUCUCUCUCUCUCCCUCCCUCCCUGUUUUCAUAUCGCAGGGAUUGUCGAAGAUUACAAGCCUCCUUUCUUUGACAUGGUGCCAAUUGACCCCAGCUUUGACGAUAUGAAGAAAGUGGUUUGCAUCGACCAACAGACGCCCACCAUCCCAAAUCGGUUGUACUCAGACGUGGUGAGUGAUACAGCGUGAAGACUCUCUUUGUUCUAAGUAGGGAGGGUCUCUAUGCAGCCAAGGGGAGGAGACCAGCAAGCCAGAUCUCUAUCUCUUGCCCUGUCCUCCACCUUUAUAAGGAAACAAGGAGAGUGUUUAACAUCAUAGCUGGAUGUGAACUGGGCUUCCAUGUCAAAUCGAGGGACCCAGCCACAGGGGAAACUGAGCGGCACCUUCUGUGCAAAGAGAGAAAGGAUGUUCAUAACAUCUAAGAUGUCAGUCUGCAGCCUCAGGUCACAUCUACACCAUACGUUUAAUGCACAAGAAUCCCAUGCAAGAAUCCUGGAAACUGUAGUUCAUUAAGGGUGCUGGGACUUAUAGUUCUGCAAGGGUAAACUGCAGUUUCCAGAACUCUUUGGGGGAAGCCAUGUGCUUUAAAUCUAAGGGGAGGCUGUGUUGCAUUGUAGCUUUGAAAAUACCCGUUCUUGAAGGCACACAUAGGUAGCUUCUCCUACCUGUUCUUACCUUGGUCUUGCUUGCUGGUUGUUGUUGUUGUUUAGUCAUUUAGUCGUGUCCGACUCUUCGUGACCCCCUGGACCAGAGCACGCCAGGCACGCCUGUCUUCCACUGCCUCCCGCAGUUUGGUCAAACUCAUGCUGGUAGCUUUGAGAACAGUGUCCAACCAUCUCGUCCUCUGUCGUCCCCUUCUCCUUGUGCCCUCCAUCUUUUCCAACAUCAGGGUCUUUUCCAGGGAGUCUUCUCUUCUCAUGAGGUGGCCAAAGUCUUGGAGCCUCAGCUUCAUGAUCUGUCCUUCCAGUGAGCACUCAGGGCUGAUUGCCUUCAGAAUGGAUAGGUUUGAUCUUCUUGCAGUCCAUGGGACUCUCAAGAGUCUCCUCCAGCACCAUAAUUCAAAAGCAUCAAUUCUUCGGCGAUCAGCCUUCUUUAUGGUCCAGCUCUCACUUCCAUACAUCACUACUGGGAAAACCAUGGCUUUAACUAUACAGACCUUUGUUGGCAAGGUGAUGUCUCUGCUUUUUAAGAUGCUGUCUAGGUUUGUCAUUGCUUAAUGACAAACCAUGCUUAAUGCUUAAUGUCAUUAAAAGCAGGCGUCUUUUAAUUUCGUGACUGCUGUCACCAUCUGCAGUGAUCCUGGAGCCCAAGAAAGUAAAAUCUCUCACUGCCUCCAUUUCUUCCCCUUCUAUUUGCCAGGAGGUGAUGGGACCAGUGGCCAUGAUCUUCGUUUUUUUGAUGUUGAGCUUCAAACCAUAUUUCCGCUCUCCUCUUUCACCCUCAUUAAAAGGUUCUUUAAUUCCUCCUCACUUUCUGCCAUCAAGGUUGUGUCAUCUGCAUAUCUGAGGUUGUUGAUAUUUCUUUCGGCAAUCUUAAUUCCGGCUAGGGAUUCAUCCAGCCCAGCCUUUUGCAUGAUGAAUUCUGCAUAUUAUUUAAAUAAGCAGGGAGACAAUAUACAGCCUUGCCGUACUCCUUUCCCAAUUUUGAACCAGUCAGUUGUUCCAUAUCCAGUUCUAACUGCACCUUCUUGUCCCACAUAGAGAUUUCUCAAGAGACAGAUUAGGUGAUCAGGCACUCCCAUUUCUUUAAGAACUUGCCGUAGUUUGCUGUGGUCGACAUAGUUUGCUUGCUGGUACCCUUCCCCAGCCUGCUGUAACAAUGAAGCCAAGAGUUCCCCAGGCACCCUGCAAAGUAUGCAAGAAACAAAGGACCCAGCAAAGGAAAGGGCAAGCAGGAGAAGCUGCAGUUUCUGGAUCAGCAAUUUUUAAUGGGCUGAGCAGUCCUCUGACAUGAAAUUGGCAAAACCUUGAGUUCAAAUUGUGACACUGGGGUAGGGAACCUGUGGCUCAUCAGCUGUUGCUGGACUCCAGCUCCCACCAUCACUGACCAUUGGCCAUGCUGGCUAGGGCAGAUGGGAGUCCAAUAGCAGCUGGAGGGCCACAGCAUCCCCCAACCUGCUGCCCUAAGGCAGAUCUGGUUUAGGCAGAGCAUUCUGUGUUGUGUAUGUUACAAAAAUUGGGUGCCUCCCCUCCUCUCUGCUGAGUUGCAGCAAGAUUCCAGGGGGUUCCAGGCAUUCACGCAGGGUCUGUGGUCCUUGGGAGAACGGAGACACGGCAGAGACUGUUGUCGCUUUAAGAAAUAUGAUUGAUCCACCUAUUUACACCUUAAGUCUCCAUGGAGGGAGUCCAGCUCUUACAACACGCUCAUUUCAAGAGGGGCUUGCACCCCACAGCAGUGCAACCCUAGAGUCCAAGGUAUCUCUGCCUGGCAGCCUUCAGCCAGCCUGCCCAAGAUGGAUCCCAGUCUUUCUUCCUUCUUCCCAGCAACGCUUGCUCAAGACUCUCUUUUCCUGUCACCUCACACCCAAUUAACUCUGGCAACCUUCCGAACCCCGUCUCUGUUCACACCUGGGGCAAGGGGAUGGGGACAGUUCUCUUGCAUUGCCAAUGGUCCUCAAUGGCCCUGUAUUGUUUCUUAAUGGCCCUAGUGUUUUUGGUUUUUUUGCAUGAGCUAGCCCAAUAAUUCCUCUGCAGCUCACAUUUCUCCCUUCACAUCCCAGAUAGUCAAAAUCCUACCAUUUAUUAAUUUCUAGAGUUUUUUGGGGGGGUCCCCCUGCCAAAUCUAUAAUAUGUAGAUUUGCAAUCACCCUGUGGCAUUAGGAUACAACAUUUGCAUCCCUGGUGAUCUCCACUUAUCUUUCCAGUUAAUUAAAUAAGGAAAUGCCUUGCUGUAAAGAUAACAAUAUGAAUCUGUGUGGGCAUUGCCGGGUGGAAUCUCAGGAGCUCAGAGAGAGGAUGACCAGGACUUUGGGUGGUCGGGAGAUAAGGCUCAAGCUCAGAGUGGUUCUGCCCUCUACAGCAGCAGCAGCAGCAGCAACAACAACAACAAUAAUAAUAAUAAAAUUUUAUUAAAACCCCACCCUUCCCGGUUCAAAAACCAGGCUCAGGGCAACUAACAACAAAUUUAAAACACUUAAUUGUAAAAGCAGCAUAAAAUACAGUAUAAAAACAUGAAUAACAAUAAAAUUCAAAAAUCAAUUUAGGGGAAAUAAGCAUUAGAUAAUCCCCAGGGCUAGCUGGCUGAAUUGGUCCUACUUGGGCCAGCGAGGGGGCCAGGGGAGAAUUAGCUGUGGGGUCUCAGAGCAGGUAAUCUUCAUAAAAGGGGAGGGGGAGGGAAGAGAAGGGAAAUAAAAGAUCAGGCUGAAUUCAGAUUAAAGGCCAGGCAGAAUAGCUCUGUCUUACAGGCCCAAUGGAAGGAGGUUAAAUCCUGCAGGGCCCUGGUCUCAUGGGACAGAGCAUUCCACCAGGUCGGAGCAAUCACUGAAAAGGCCCUGGCCCUGGUGGAGCAUAGUCUGACAUCCUUAGGGCCCGGGACCUCUAAACUAUGGUUAUUCAUGGACUUUAAGGUCCUCUGUGGGGCAUACCAGGAGAGGCGGUCCGGUAAAUACGAGGGCCCUAAGCCACAAAGGGCUUUAAAGGUCAAGACCAACACCUUGAACCUGACCCUAUACUCCGCAGCAUAAGAAUUAAAAGUGUACACACUGUGAAUACAUGAAAACCAGGUUUCGGUUGCUUUGUGCAAGUAAGAGAUGGGCAACCUCCAGGAUGCUAUUGGACUCCAACUUGCAUUAGCCCCAGCUAUCAUGGACAAUCUAGGAACGCGGGUAGCACUGUGAGUUAAACCACAGAGCCUAGGACUUGCUGAUCAGAAUGUCGGCGGUUCGAAUCCCCGCGACGGGGUGAUCUCCCAUUGCUCGGUCCCUGCUCCUGCCAACCUAGCAGUUCGAAAGCACGUCAAAGUGCAAGUAGAUAAAUAGGUACCACUCCGGCGGGAAGGUAAAUGGCAUUUCCGUGCGCUGCUCUGGUUUGCCAGAAGCGGCUUAGUCAUGCUGGCCACAUGACCCAGAAGCUGUACGCCGGCUCCCUCAGCCAAUAAAGCGAGAUGAGCGCCGCAACCCCAGAGUCGGUCGCAACUGGACCUAAUGGUCAGGGGUCCCUUUACCUUUUAACAAUGCUUUACAACAGACCAGGGAGGCAUUUGUCUUAUUGCUCUCGAGCAACCCCCUGAUACCCGUAACACUAGCCUAUAAGGGAAACGUUUCAGCUUCCUAUAGCAUGGAAUUUUUUUUUUAAAAAAAUCACAAUGUGAACUGAUUCACAAAUCCACAUUUAAGGUGCCUGCAGGAGAUAGGCUAAGUGAGUGUGGCUUGAGGCUUUUCACCCAUGAGAAUCUGGUAAAGGAAUUGUGUGUCUGCUUCCUUAUGCAGACAGAUCCAGAUUUUUCAUUGCAGGACUGCAUUCCACCACCCUUCCCUGAGCUUUGUUUAGAUUUGUUAUCAUGGCGAAGCAGUUGUAUAACCCUUCCACCACACACCCAGGAGGGAAAAAAUGCAAGUGCUGCCACCAGUUCUUCCUGCUUUUUCACUGUGAACAGACACAAAGUCUGCAAACCUAAUGGAUCAGGUUCAACAUGGGGAUUUAAAAAGUGUGUCGCUGUUUUCUUUGUACGCUUCGGACCAGAAGUGUGAACUGAAGCUGUGCGACACCAGAAAUACAUCUGCUUAGGAGUACAAAUUGUUGCUGGGCUUCCAUCGGAGUAAGCAUGAAUAGUAUUGAGCUGCUUUUUUUUAGAAAAUUCAUAUAAGAUUGAAUGAAGAGAAGACAGAUGAAAGAAGUAACGUUGGCACUGGGUUUGAGGGGGACUUCAGCAAAGGGCCUUUUGGUAAGCCCAGGUCGGCUUUCCUGUCAGCGACAAGCCCAUAGCUGUCAACCGUCCCUUAUUUGGCGGGAAAGUCCCUUAUCCCAGCACCGUGUCCCACUGCUGUCCCUUAUUGAUGAUGUCCCUUAAAUUUCCCGGGUUUCAAAGGAAGCAGCUCCUCUCCCUCCCUCCCUGCUGGCCAGGGAGGAGGGAGGCUCCAACUGUGUUGCUUGGCUGCGUUGCUCUCCCAAUAAGGAGUCUAAGAACGACGGGGGGGUGGAGCUUGCAUGCCUUGUGCAGAUCAAAUCGGCCGCGUUGCCUGGGGACUCGCCUUUGCUCAGCGCUUCCCAGUGGAGAGGUGGUUUUCCUUGCUGCAUCCCCUUUGCCGGGUUGCUGCGCUGUGGGAACCACCGCUUGAGGCUUUGUUUGGCUGCUGGCUGGGUUUUCUGCCUUUGGCUUGGAGGGGCUCAGAAGUUGAACAUACCUGUGCUUGGAAAAUCCCUUAUUUUGGCUGCUGAUCCCUUAUUUUCGAGGCUGCUGGUCCCUUAUUUUCAAAUCUGUAAGUUGACAGCUAUGGACAAGCCACUGACAAAAGACUGGCAAGGCUGCCAUCAGCGCUGGGUGGACUGAGCCACCAUUUUAAUUUCCCACCGUUCUCCUGAGCAUUGCUUUGGCAAGUGGGGGGGUGGGAAACCGAAUGGCACCAGGUGCUGGGGGCCCAGGGAAUAUUAGUACUGAUGCCAAGCCUGUAAAGGAACUUAUUGCCACACAAACUAAACCCGACAAAAAGAAAAUAUGUCCCAGCAAAAGAAAAAAAAGAAACAUUGGGAUCGGAACAUAAAAUUCUACAAAGUAAUACGAUAUAAACUAAGUAUGUGAAAAUUUUGUAUCAUGAACAAAUUAACACUAACAAAACCUUUAAAUUCUCAUUUUAAAAAUGCAACUCAGCCUGAGCAUAACUAAACCAAAUGCAAUUCAACCAUAAGUCUUCUUCAGUGGUCUAUAGACGCACAGAUGUACAGAACAUAAAACAUAUACCAAAAAAAGAGAUUAAAAUGAAUAUUUAAAAUGUUAUUCCAGUGUUAAUUUGCCUACAUUCAUGAUAUAAAGCUUUUGUGGGAUUAAUUCAUACUUUGUGGGAUUUUUAUGUUCAGCUCCCAAAAAGUUAUUUUCAUACAGUUCAUUCUUGCACAAUAAGGACAACAUAUAUCAAAGUAUCAGUACACUCUUGAGUCAUUAUAGCAGAUCCAGAAAUAUGAGAGAAAAAGCCAUCCAAAUAGGGUAUUGAAUGAAUAUAUGAAAGAGGGGUGGGAUCCAGAAUGGGUUACGAAAGACCUUUUCCAUACUUAUGACCAUCCAAGGCAGCAUAAUCCACAGAAGAAGGCGGAAACCAUUAACUCAUUCUGUUCCAAGGCUUGGCCUGAGUUAGUAGCAAUUUUUAUUGCCAAGUGUUCAUGUGAAAUUUGGGCAACUGCAGAUCACAUCCAAACAGCAGAGAAAAGGAGGGGGGGAUUCAGUUGAUCUUCCAUUUAGUUUGGGCUGGGUGUUCAUCAGUAUGCAGAUGAUACCCAGCUCUACCUCUCUUUCAAAUCAGAACCAGUGAAGGCAGUGAAUGUUAUGUGUGAGUGUUUGGAGGCGGUUGGAGAAUGGAUGGCGGCUAACAGAUUGAGGUUGAAUCCUGACACGACAGAAGUGCUGUUUUGGGGGGGACGGGGGCAGGCAGGUGUGGAGGAUUCCCUGGUCCUGAAUGGGGUAACUGUGCCCCUGAAGGACCAGGUGCGCAGCCUGGAAGUCAUUUUGGACUCACAGUUGACCAUGGAAGCGCAGGUUAAUUCUGUGUCCAGGGCAGCUGUCUACCAGCUCUGUCUGGUACGCAGGCUGAGACCCUACCUGCCCGUAGACUGUCUCGCCAGAGUGGCGCAUGUUCUGGUUAUCUCCCGCUUGGACUACUGCAAUGCGCUCUACGUGGGGCUACCUUUGAAGGUGACCCGGAAACCACAACUAAUCCAGAAUGCAGCAGCUAGACUGGUGACUGGGAGUGGCCACUGAGACCAUAUAACACCGGUCUUGAAAGACCUACAUUGGCUCCCAGUAUGUUUCCGAGCACAAUUCAAAGUGUUGGUGCUGACCUUUAAAGCCCUAAACAGCCACAGCCCAGUAUACCUGAAAGAGCGUCUCCACCCGCAUCAUUCAGCCCAGACACUGAGGUCCAGCUCCGAGGGCCUUCUGGCGGUUCCCUCACUGCAAGGAGUGAGGUUACAGGGAACCAGGCAGAGGACCUUCUCGGUGGUGGUGCCCGCCCUGUGGAAAUAAACAACAAUCUAACUUUUAGAAGACAUCUGAAGGCAGCCCUGGUUUGGGGAAGUUUUUAAUGUUUGAUCUUUUAUUGUGUUUUUAGUAUUCUGUUGGGAGCCGCCCAGAGUGGCUGGGGAAACCCAGCCAGAUGGGCGAGAUAUAAAUAAUAAAUUAUCUUUAUCUUUAUCUUUAUCUUUAAGAGGUAUACUCUGCAUUUCAUUUUAAUGAUCUCCAAGGCAGAUUACAAACAACACAAAAGCCAUGAUAGCUCCCAGCUCCCCUCUGGGCAUUGUGACCCCGCAGAGAGUCAGUGAGGUGUGGGGUGGACAUUUUAUUUCCAGCUCCCUGGCAUUUUUGCUGUUGCUGUCCAUAUGGGACCCUCACACACACACACACCCGAAGUGUGCUGCUAUGUACGGAUAUCUGCACAUUGUUCUCACUUUCCAACACCCUAGGCUGAAUGCUUAGAAAGCUUCCAAGCAGUUCCCCCCUGAGAAUUAUUGGAUGUGUAGAGAGAUGGCCCCAGUGUUGCAGAGAUGGCAUCAAUUACUCUGGCUCGCUCAGAAAAAAGAUAUUUCUGUCCGCAUCGGUUAAAUUGAGAGUCUCCCUCAGUCUUCAGAGAUCCAGCUUCCUCAUGAAGACUGAGCCACAUUUAACUGCCACUUCAACUGGAACCCUAUUUGAAAAUCCCACACACACCCCUCAGCCCCUUCCCUUGGAAUACAGCCGUGUGCAAAUUAGUCUCCUGGCUGCUUUUAUAGGUGUAAUUUUUCCGGGCCUCCCCUUUUCCUGUCUGCAAAUGAGAGGCAAAAACUGUUUCUCGGAACGCAGAAACCAGCUUGUGUACUGAGUCGCACUAUUAGUCCAUGUGCCUCUACUCUAACUUGAAGCGUUUCAGAUAGGAGUGUAUCUCAGCCCUGCCUGGAGCAGCCAAAUCUGAACCCGGGACCUUUUGAAUAAAUGCAAAACAUCUAAUCAUAGGUUUGUAGGAUCCUAUCAUUGCUAAAGUUUAAGUCCAGUGCCAGCAGGUGGCCAGGUUGGGCCUUGGAAGAGCUUCUCACUCACCCAGCUUCCAACAUAUAUAAAAACAUAAUAAAACAUUACACAUUAAAAGGCUUCCCCAUACCUUCAGCUGUAUUCUAAAAGUUUAAAAGUUACUCAUCUUCUUGACAUCUGAUGGGAGAGUGUUCCACAGGGUGGGUGCUACUACCGAAAAGGCCCUGUGCCUGGUUCCCUGUAGCUCCACUUCUCACAGUGAGGGAACCAGCAGAAGGCCCUCAGAGAUGGAUCUCAGUGUCCGAGCUGAACGGUGAGGGUGGACAUGCUCCUUAAACAGCAACCAAGCACAGUUUCCAUCUGCCGUCUCAAUUUUCCCAAAAUACAAUGUCCUGGCCUAUUGCUCUAUGAGACGUGACCAGAACUGGGAUUGGAGUCGCCACCUAAUUUUAUCUAAAAUGAAAUGCUGCGGUAAUUUGGGAGUUUCCCACUCAGGAGAAACAUCUAAAGCAUGUUGAGAGAAGAAAAAAAAGGUUUGGUGUGACUAGCAUACCACUCAAACCAAUGUAAGUGGGGCAUCCUGGAAUUAUAGAAACCUUUCUUGGCUUCUGAUUGGAUCCUGGAAUGUCUUUUUUCUUUCUUUCUUUCUUUCUUUUUUUUUUUGGUCCAGCACUCUGGUGCAAGUCAGCUGGUUCGCACCAGAACGCUGGACCAAAAGAUGUUCGUUUUUUUGUCUUGACCUCUGGCGUGAGUCAUUUGGUUCCUACAAGAGCUCGGGACCAAAAUAAUAAUAAUAAUAAUAAUUAUUAUUAUUAUUAUUAUUAUUAUUAUUAUUAUUUAUUUAUUUAUUGUACCCUGCCCAUCUGGCUGGGUUUCCCCAGCCACUCUAGGCGGCUUCCGCAAAGACCAAAAAUACACUAAGAUGUCACACAUUAAAAACUUCCCAGAAGAUGUCUUCUGAAUGUCAGGUAGUUAUUUAUCUCUUUGACAUCUGAUGGGAGGGCAUUCCACAGGGCGGGCACCACUACUGAGAAGGCUCUCUGCCUGGUUCCCUGUAGCUUUGCUUCUUGCAAUGAAGGAACCGCCAGAAGGCCCUCGGCGCUGGACCUCAGUGUCCGGGCAGAACGAUGGGGGUGGAGACGCUCCUUCAGGUAUAUUGGGCCGUGGCUGUUUAGGGUUUUAAAGGUCAACACCAACACUUUGAAUUGUGCUCAGAAACGUACUGGAAGCCAAUGUAGGUCUUUCAAGACCGGUGUUAUGUGGUCUCGGCGGCCGCCCCCAGUCACCAGUCUAGCUGCCGCAUUCUGGAUUAGUUGUAGUUUCCGGGUCACCUUCAAAGGUAGCCCCACGUAGAGCGCAUUGCAGUAGUCCAAGCGGGAGAUAACUAGAGCAUGCACCACUCUGGCGAGACAGUCCGUGGGCAGGUAGGGUCUCAGCCUGCGUACCAGGUGGAGCUGGUAGACAGCUGCCCUGGAUACAGAAUUGACCUGUGCCUCCAUGGACAGCUGUGAGUCCAAAAUGACUUCCAGGCUGCGCACCAGGUCCUUCAGGGGCACAGUUACCCCAUUCAGGACCAGGGAAUCCUCCACACCAGCCCGCCCCCUGUCCCCCAAAAACAGUACUUCUGUCUUGUCAGGAUUCAACCUCAAUCCAUUAGCCGCCAUCCAUCCUCCAACCGCCUCCAGGCACUCACACAGGACCUUCACUGCCUUCACUGGUUCUGAUUUGAAAGAGAGGUAGAGCUGGGUAUCAUCUGCAUAUUGAUGAACACCCAGUCCAAACCCCCGAUGAUCUCUCCCAGCGGCUUCAUAUAGAUGUUAAAAAGCAUGGGGGAGAGGACGGAACCCUGAGGCACCCCACAAGUGAGGGCCCAGGGGUCUGAACACUCAUCCCCCACCACCAUGAAAAUAAAAUGAGCGUCCCAAUUUGGAUUACCUGGACAAUGGAGGGUAUGGAUUAGUGAAAUUUGGGAGUGGUGGGGAAGAGGGUUCCACGCAUCCCUAACCAACGUUCUACAUAUACAGGAUUCUGAGCAUGUAAAAUUAUACUAGAGGAAAACCUAUAGUAGUUGAAUGUUCAUAGAAUCAUAGAAUCAUAGAGUUGGAAGAGACCACAAGGGCCAUCGAGUCCAACCCCCUGCCAAGCAGGAAACACCAUCAGAGCACUCCUGACAUAUGGUUGUCAAGCCUCUGCUUAAAGACCUCCAAAGAAGGAGACUCCACCACACUCCUUGGCAGCAAAUUCCACUGUCAAACAGCUCUUACUGUCAGGAAGUUCUUCCUAAUGUUUAGGUGGAAUCUUCUUUCUUGUAGUUUGGAUCCAUUGCUCCGUGUCCGCUUCUCUGGAGCAGCAGAAAACAACCUUUCUCCCUCCUCUAUGUGACAUCCUUUUAUAUAUUUGAACAUGGCUAUCAUAUCACCCCUUAACCUCCUCUUCUCCAGGCUAAACAUGCCCAGCUCCCUUAGCCGUUCCUCAUAAGGCAUCGUUUCCAGGCCUUUGACCAUUUUGGUUGCCCUCCUCUGGACACGUUCCAGUUUGUCAGUGUCCUUCUUGAACUGUGGUGCCCAGAACUGGACACAGUACUCCAGGUGAGGUCUGACCAGAGCAGAAUACAGUGGCACUAUUACUUCCCUUGAUCUAGAUGCUAUACUCCUAUUGAUGCAGCCCAGAAUUGCAUUGGCUUUUUAGCUGCCGCGUCACACUGUUGGCUCAUGUCAAGUUUGUGGUCAACCAAGACUCCUAGAUCCUUUUCACAUGUACUGCUCUCAAGCCAGGUGUCCCCCAUCUUGUAUUUGUGCCUCUCGUUUUUUUUGCCCAAGUGCAGUUGUUCCUGUGUGAAAAUAAUAUUCCUCCUCCUCCCCUUUCUCUCUCCCUCUGUCUCCCCUCGCCCCUGCCUCCCAGACUUUGUCCGCCCUGGCCAAGAUCAUGAAGGAAUGCUGGUUCCAGAGCCCCCCAGCCCGACUCACAGCUUUGAGGAUUAAAAAGACACUGAAAAAACUCAGCGACUCCUUCGACAAACCCAAACAGCACUCGUAA